Messenger RNA from Coregonus sp. 'balchen', 52775 nucleotides. Lineage: Eukaryota; Metazoa; Chordata; Actinopteri; Salmoniformes; Salmonidae. The record is from the annotation of a GenBank genome assembly.
AAAAAUUAUAAACAGGAAUUCAUGAUGGCUGCUGACAGUGACGUGAGUACGGUACUGGUGUACAGUUUAUAGAGUAAACAUUGCAUCAUAUUAACAAUGUUCAGAAAAUAUUGGAUGUUAACGUUAAAUUAUUUCCUUUCUGUUACAGCCCGAGUCAGAGGUCUUCGAGAUCACGGAUUUUACCACCGCGUCAGAGUGGGAGAGGUAGGUGGAGACUAGAUCUCUGGCUAGCUAAAUUAGCUCUAGCUAACAGUAGUUGUGAAUCAUCAUCAGACUAGAUAGAAUAAUUGGUUUAGAAACUAUUCAUGGCUGGCCGAAUAUAGUUCGCCUCUUCCAUAUAGCUAGCAUAAUAUGCUGAGUAUAUGGCAGACAACUUGCUUGUCUCCUCUUGUGCUGUCAAUCACAUUGCUCAAUUGGCUAGCUAUGCUGGUUUGCAUUGCAUUCCCUCACGAAAAAAGAUUGCAGUACAACUGCAGUUACAGUGCAGGACACUGCAGUUAUUCUGCAAUUACUGCGGCCAAAACUGCAGUUACUUCACUUUUACUGCAGUUUCAAAACGGCAAUCUUUUUUUGUUCUGUUAGUUAGCUAGCUGUCCUGUCACAUCAGGAUUGCGAAAGAUAGCAACUGUUCUUACCAAUGUUGACAGCUCAGCAGAGCCCUACAUACACUACAUGGUAUGUGGACACACUUGAAAUGAGUGUAAUCUGCUAUUUCAGCCACACCCCUUGCUGAAAGGUGUAUAACAUCGAGCACACAGCCAUGCAAUCUCCAUAGACAAACAUUGGCAGUCGAAUGGCCCGUACUGAAGAGCUCAGUGACUUUCAACGUGGCCCGUCAUAGGAUGCCACCUUUACAACAAGUCAGUUUGUCAAAUUUCUGACCUGCUAGAGCUGCCCCGGACAUCUGUAAGUGCUGUUAUUGUGAAGUGGAAACGUCUAGGAGCAAUAACGGCUCAGCCGCGAAGUGGUAGGCCACACAAUCUCACAGAAUGGGACCGCCGAGUGCUGAAGCGCGUAAAAAUCGUCUGUCCUCGGUUGCAACACUCACUACUGAGUUCCAAACUGCCUCUGGAAGCAACGUCAGCACAAUAACUGUUCGUCAGGAGUUUAAUUAAAUGAGUUUCCAUGGCUGAGCAGCCGCACACAAGCCUAAGAUCACCAUGCGCAAUGCCAAGCGUAGGCUGGAUUGAUGUAAAGCUCGCUGCCAUUAGACUCUGGAGCAGUGGAAACACGUUCUCUGGAGUGAUGAAUCACGCUUCACCAUCUGGCAAUCUGACGGAAGAAUCUGGGUUUGGCGAAUGCCAGGAGAACGCUACCUACCCCAAUGCAUAGUGCCAACUGUAAAGUUUGGUGGAGGAGGAAUAUUGUUCUGGGGCUGUUUUUCCAGUUUCUGCAUGACAGUGCCUCCAUGCAUAAAGCGAGGUCCAUACAGAAAUGGUUCGUCGAGAUCGGUGUGGAAGAACUUGACUGGCCUGCACAGAGCCCUGACCUCAACCCUAUCGAACACCUUUGGGAUGAAUUGGAACGCAGACUGCGAGCCAGGCAUAAUCGCCCAACAUCAGUGCCCGACCUCACUAAUGCUCUUGUGGCUGAAUGGAAGCAAGUUCCUGCAGCAAUGCUCCAACAUCUAGUUGGAAAUCCUUCCCAGAAGAGUGGAGGCUGUUAUAGCAGCAAAGAGGGACCAACUCCAUAUUAAUGCCCAUGAUUUUGGAAUGAGAUGUUCAAUGAGCAGGUGUCCACAUACUUUUGGAUUGUAGUGUAGCUUGUCCUUAUCAACAAUAUUUUCCAGAGCCAUUUAUUUUGAGAUUGUGUGGGUGUGUGCGUGCUUGCACACCUGCUUGUGUGAACACUGGUCUCUGACUUCUCAUGGUACAUGUUAUGAUCCCGACGUCGUUUGCUAGGUUUGUGUCCAGAGUAGAAGAGGUUCUGAAUGACUGGAAGCUGAUUGGGAACAAUUCAAGCAAACCACCAGAGAAGGUAACAAUAAACAGUAAUUCAAUCAGACCUUACUGUUAUGUAACAAGCACCAUGCAUUAAUAAGCAGCGAUCUGGUAAGCUUGUUGAUUAUCAUGGAUGCCCUGAUUGUCCUCUUGAUCCAGGGUGAAUACACCAGUGGUACCUGGGAGGAGAAGACCCAGGAUAUCAAUUUUGCUGAUUUUAAAUUCUCCAUAACGCACCACUGCCUGAAGCAGGACUCUGAGGAGGGCGAGGGGAAGGAGGAACCUGAGGAGGGUAUUGUGCUGCUGCGGCUUUUAUUUAUAAUCCCUGUUAUCAUAUGUCUCAUAGGAAUUGUCACUCAGUGUUUCCCCUAGGAUUUCUUUCAGCAGUGGUAGCAAAGUUAGUGUAGGGAGGGGGUAGUGGGUUUGGCCAAUGGCACGGUCUCCAACCCAACAUUUUAUAGGCCCCCUUCUUGGCUGCAGAUAAUUUCACUUUUAAAAGUUAAUAUUCUGUUAACUCAUACCCAAAUAAUGUUGUUGACUCAUCCUAUACUUGUAUUUGUGGCCAAAGCAUGAAUUAGAAAAAACACUUCAAAAACCCCACCUCAAACUUGUAUCUCAAACAAACCGUUUCAAAAAGACUUGCUAUUUCCUCAGAGUAUGACAUCAUACUCUGAGGAGGAUGAGCUGGCCAAUCAGCGACUACUCGUGUUCAUAUUUUGAAUGACCGGUAUACGCCCACACCAUUCUGUUGGUGGGGUAUGCCACACCAUUCCAACACAGAAAAGCAGCUUUUUAACAUACUUAAUUACACAUUUUGGGAAGGAAAGUUAUUUUACUCGUAUUGUAAGUAAUUAUAGUUCAUAUUUCAUAGGAAUCUGGAAACACUGUAGAGUUACUUUAAAGUAGAUUUCCUGCAAUUCUACACAAUUUGCCAUGAAAUUCUACACAAUUUGCCAUGACUAAUUCUGUGUUCUUAUGCUAUCUGAGUGACUCAAACAUUAUAACAUUUUUUUUAAUUUUUUUUUUUAUUCUGGUGGUUGUUAGUUCUCAAAGAUGAGUUUAUUAAAAAAAAUAUAUAGUGCCAUAUAUCUGGUUUUAGUCUUAAGUUUAGACCGAAAACAUUUUACCGUCCCAAAUUAUUAUUAUACAUACAGUACCAGUCAAAAGUUUGGACACACCUACUCAUUCAAGGGUUUUUCUUUAUUUUUACUAUUUUUUACAUUGUAGAAUAAUAGUGAAUACAUCAAAACUAUGAAAUAACACAUGGAAUCAUGUAGUAACCAAAAAAGUGUUAAACAAAUCAACAUUUACAUUAUAUUUGAGAUACUUCAGAUAGCCACCCUUUGCCUUGAUGACAGCUUUCCACACUCAAGGCAUUCUCUCAACCAGCUUCACCUGGAAUGCUUUUCCAACAGUCUUGAAGGAGUUCCCACAUAUGCUGAGCACUUGUUGGCUGCUUUUCCUUCACUCUGCCGGUCCGACUCAUCCUAAACCAUCUCAAUUUGGUUGAAGUCGGGGGAUUGUGGAGGCCAGGUUAUCUGAUGCAGCACUCCGUCACUCUCCAUCUUGGUAAAAUAGCCCUUACACAGCCUGGAGGUGUAUUGGGUCAUUGUCCUGUUGAAAAACAAAUGAUAGUCCCACUAAGCCCAAACCAGAUGGGAUGGUGUAUCGCUGUAGAAUGCUGUGGUAGCCAUGCUGGUUAAGUGUACCUUGAAUUCUAAAUAAAUCACAGACAAUGUCACCAGCAAAGCACCCCCACACCAUAACACCACCUCCUCUACGCUUUACGGUGGGAAAUACACAUGCAGAGAUCAUCCGUUCACCCACACCGUGUCUCACAAAGACACAGCGGUUUGAACCAUAAGUCUCUAAUUUGGACUCCAGACCAAAGGACACAUUUCCACCGGUCUAAUGUCCAUUGCUCGUGUUUCUUGGCCCAAGCAGGUCUCUUCUUCUUAUUGGUGUCCUUUAGUAGUGGUUUGUUGGCAGCAAUUCGACCAUGAAGGCCUGAAUCACACAGUCCCCUCUAAACAGUUGAUGUUGAGAUGUGUCUGUUACUUGAAUUCUGUGAAGCAUUUAUUUGGGCUGCAAUUUCUGAGGCUGGUCACAGCUUUACCUCUGCAGCAGAGGUAACUCUAGGUCUUCCUUUCCUGUGGCGGUCCUCAUGAUAGCCAGUUUCAUCAUAGCGCUUGAUGGUUUUUGCGACUGCACUUGAAGAAACUUUCAAAGUUCUUGAAAUGUUCCAUAUUGACUGACCUUCAUGUCUUAAAGUAAAGAUGGACUGUCAUUUCUCUUUGCUUAUUUGAGCUGUUCUUGCCAUAAUAUGGACUUGGUCUUUUACCCCCCCCCCCCCCCCCCACCUUGUCACAACACACCUGAUUGGCUCAAUGCAUUAAGAAGGAAAUAAAUUCCACAAAUUAACUUUUUAAGAAGGCACACCUGUUAAUAGAAAUGCAUUCCAGGUGACUACCUCAUGAAGCUGGUUGAGAGAAUGCCAAGAGUGUGCAAAGCUGUCAUCAAGGCAAAGGGUGGCUAUUUGAAGAAUCUGAAAUAUAAAAUAUAUUUUGAUUUGUUUAACAUGUUUUUGGUUACAACAUGAUUCCAUAUGUGUUAUUUCAUAGUUUUAAUGUCUUCACUAUUAUUCUACAAUGUAAACAUAAAGAAAAACCCUUGAAUGAGUAGGUGUGUCCAAACCUUUGACUGGUAGUGUAUAUACAUUUUUUUACAUCAUAUUUUUGGGACUGGUGGCCACAAUUUCCACCGCUGCUAAAUUAAUAUAGAGGAAACACUGUCACUACAUGAUGAGACUAAAUGGAUGAACUCUACAGUUUUGUCUUGCCCACUGCUCUGCUCUCUAGCAACAGAGAGAAUCUUAGUGGAUAUUAGAGAAUAUAAGUGAAGUUUCCACUGCUCUCUCCCCAGAUGCCUUCCCCACAGCCAUGCAGGACCUGCUCUGUAUGAACAAUGACUUCCCUCCCAGGGCCCACUGCCUCGUCAGAUGGUGAGUACAGUACUCCAGGUCUCCUAACCUCCAACCCCUAACCUCUAAAAUGUACCUCUUACCUUUAUGUUAAGAUGGGAAUUAAAAUGACUGAACAUAGACAUUCACAACUGCUAUUGAUAUUCGUUAACACCAAAUCCAGCUGAUGUCUGAUCCUUUUGAGAAUAUAUUAUAGAGUUUUUUUGUUUUAAUAAGACUCAACUCCCAACUUGAUAGAUGGUAGCUGUUUGCUCUCAUUAAAGUGUCCCGUCUUUGUUUGCAGGUAUGGCAUGCGUGAGUUUGUGGUCAUCUCCCCCGGGGCCAACUGUGAGGCGGUCAUCAGUGAGUCCAAGUGCAACCUGCUACUCAGCUCCAUCUCCAUCUCUCUGGCCAACACAGGCUGGUAGGUGACAGUAACUCAGAGCAACAGUGAAUACUAUAUUAACUAAUACUCUUUGGGAACAGUUUAAUUGUUAUAAUUCACAGUUACAUUGGUAUGCCACAACACUUUAUGUUCUUAUGGAAAAUCAAGUUAAUAUUGGUAACAGAAUUUGCUUUGACAAAUAAAAGAGCCUAUACUGCCAAUGUGUUCUAUUCAUAUUCAUGAAUCUACACUAUGGGAAAACGAUGUUAGUUCUUACACAUUCAUACAUCUAGUGGCAACAUGCCCUUUGUAUGUGUUUCUGUAUGAUGUCACAAUCCAUGUUUUAAAAUAGCAACACUGUGGGUGGUGAGUACAGCUCUCCGUGGCAUCGUAUUGCGGUAGGUCAGCUGGUAUCCAUGGCAACGCCGGGCUAGAUGGGAGAUGGUAGCAUUGUAGCUGCUCCGAGUGCUGUGGAUCUGCAGCUCUGCUUUGUGGUAGCAGCAAGGUCACCUGGCUUCCCAUUGUGUCUCUGGGAGUUUACUGUGAGGCAGAAUGACACUAAUAACACACGGUUAGAAUAGGAGGAAGCAUGUAGCAGACCAUCAGAACAUAUAGCUUCAAGUUAAUUUCUUACAUGAGCACUUGUUCUAUUACUAAUGCAUAUAGCAUUUACUGCAACCGUUUUUUUUUUACCACAAUCUUGUGACUUCAAAAUUUGAAAAAGGAUGACCGACUGUUGAAUAGAAUAAUAUUCAACAGAUAUUACAAGGCUUAUUAUUCAAUUCCAUACUUGUUCAAUCCGCUAGGUGGCAUAUGUUUUGUCUGUAAUUUCUCUAUUGUGCACCAGGUGCUGCUGUGUAGCUGUGGUAGAACAGGGAUGCUGAGGUAAUUACAGGAUUUCAGUGUGUGGCUGCUCUUCCACAUUGAUACCAGAGAUGCCUGGGAUGUCUCUAAAGAGAUCACUUCAAAAUCAAAGUUUUUCAAACAUCAUGAUUCGUCUGUUGUGCAGCUCCAAAUGUAUGCCUCAAUACCAAACGAAUUGGAAAGCUGAACAAAAUCUAAAAUGAUUAAACUAGAUGGUGCUUAUCUUUCUCAUUCAUUUGGAGGUGAUGCAUAUAGCUAGAUCUUCACAACGGAUUGCAUGGGACAUUAACUCAUCUUGACACAAAAACAGGUGUAGUUACAGUAGCAACAGGAUAUCAAUGUGUGUCUGCCUUCCCACAAAACAUCUGAAUGAAUUAGAGUUUGAAAUGACCUAUCCCUUUAAAGUCCUCUAUCUCCUCUGUCCCUGUGGAUGUCAUGCAGCCAGGUACCCAUGUUUGUGCAGAUCCAGCAGAAGUGGAGGAGGAUGUACCAUGGGGAGUGCCAGGGCCUGGGGGUGCGUACUGACUUUGAGAUGGUCCAUCUCCGCAAGGUGCCCAGCCAAUACAACCAUCUCUCAGGCCUGCUGGACAUCUUCAAGUCCAAAAUAGUGAGUAUGGAAGGACCAGGGUUUAUGACUAAUUGCCUUACAUGGGCUAUUAUGAGUAGUGCCUUUCACAUGGGUCACCCAUAAAUAAUUGUAAGACUGGUUUCCCGGAAUGAGAGUAAGCAUAGUGAACUAGGAUGUACUUUCAAAGGUGAAUCUCCAUUGAGCAUGCUUUUUCAGCCAUGACUAGGCUUAAUCUGGGUCCGGGCACCCAGCCCCUACAAUUAAAUUAUGUGAUGCAUAUGAUGGAUAGCACAAGAUAUUACAUAAUGUUGUCUCUAUUUCUGUCUCUACCCUUCUCCCUUUUUCUCUUCUCUUUCCUGUUGUUCUCCAGGGUUGUCCCCUGACUCCUCUGCCUCCCAUCAACAUUGCUAUCCGCUUCACGUAUGUCCUGCAGGACUGGCAGCAGUACUCCUGGCCUCAGCAGCCCCCUGGUAAGCACCACCAACAACACAACCACACAGCCCAUUAACUGGAAGAAAUGUGUCUAGUUAUUAGAGCCGCUGACCCCGGCACAUAUAUAUACAGUGGGGAAAAAAAGUAUUUAGUCAGCCACCAAUGGUGCAAGUUCUCCCACUUAAAAAGAUGAGAGGCCUGUAGUUUUCAUCAUAGGUACACGUCAACUAUGACAGACAAAUUGAGAAAAAAAAAUCACAUUGUAGGAUUUUUAAUGAAUUUAUUUGCAAAUUAUGGUGGAAAAUAAGUAUUUGGUCACCUACAAACAAGCAAGAUUUCUGGCUCUCACAGACCUGUAACUUCUUCUUUAAGAGGCUCCUCUGUCCUCCACUCAUUGCCUGUAUUAAUGGCACCUGUUUGAACUUGUUAUCAGUAUAAAAGACACCUGUCCACAACCUCAAACAGUCACACUCCAAACUCCACUAUGGCCAAGACCAAAGCGCUGUCAAAGGACACCAGAAACAAAAUUGUAGACCUGCACCAGGCUGGGAAGACUGAAUCUGCAAUAGGUAAGCAGCUUGGUUUGAAGAAAUCAACUGUGGGAGCAAUUGUUAGGAAAUGGAAGACAUACAAGACCACUGAUAAUCUCCCUCGAUCUGGGGCUCCACGCAAGAUCUCACCCCGUGGGGUCAAAAUGAUCACAAGAACGGUGAGCAAAAAUCCCAGAACCACACGGGGGGACCUAGUGAAUGACCUGCAGAGAGCUGGGACCAAAGUAACAAAUCCUACCAUCAGUAACACACUACGCCGCCAGGGACUCAAAUCCUGCAGUGCCAGACGUGUCCCCCUGCUUAAGCCAGUACAUGUCCAGGCCCGUCUGAAGUUUGCUAGAGUGCAUUUGGAUGAUCCAGAAGAGGAUUGGGAUAAUGUCAUAUGGUCAGAUGGAAACCAAAAUAUAACUUUUUGGUAAAAACUCAAGUCGUCGUGUUUGGAGGACAAAGAAUGCUGAGUUGCAUCCAAAGAACACCAUACCUACUGUGAAGCAUGGGGGUGGAAACAUCAUGCUUUGGGGCUGUUUUUCUGCAAAGGGACCAGGAUGACUGAUCCGUGUAAAGGAAAGAAUGAAUGGGGCCAUGUAUCGUGAGAUUACAGGGAACAAUAGUAUUGCACUUUGCUGAUCCCAAACACAUCGCCCGGGCAAUGAAGGAGUGGCUUCGUAAGAAGCAUUUCAAGGUCCUGGAGUGGCCUAGCCAGUCUCCAGAUCUCAACCCCAUAGAAAAUCUUUGGAGGGAGUUGAAAGUCCGUGUUGCCCAGCGACAGCCCCAAAACAUCACUGCUCUAGAGGAGAUCUGCAUGGAGGAAUGGGCCAAAAUACCAGCAACAGUGUGUGAAAACCUUGUGAAGACUUACAGAAAACGUUUGACCUGUGUCAUUGCCAACAAGGGGUAUAUAACAAAGUAUUGAGAAACUUUUGUUAUUGACCAAAUACUUAUUUUCCACCAUAAUUGGCAAAUAAAUUCAUUAAAAAUCCUACAAUGUGAAUUUCUGGAUUUUCUUUUCUCAUUUUGUCUGUCAUAGUUGACGUGUACCUAUGAUGAAAAUUACAGGCCUCUCUCAUCUUUUUAAGUGGGAGAACAUGCACAAUUGGUGGCUGAUUAAAUACUUUUUUCCCCCAUUGUAUACCAGAGUCGAUGUGGGUUCGAAUGCAGCCCACUGCCCGUCUAACUCCUCCUACCUUACCUGUCUGCUCUUAUAAAACCACAUCCUAUCUGUUCAGUAAAACCACAAAAUAUGAAACGUGAAGGAGCUACAGUGCCUUCAGAAAGUAUUCACACCCCUUGACUUUUUCCACAUUUUGUUAGGUUAGAAGGUGGGAUUAAAAUGGAUUUAAUUGUCAUUUUUUUGUCAACGAUCUACACAAGAUAAUCAGUCUCUAAGAGCAUUGCACACCUGGAUGGUACAAUAUUUGUUUGUCAAGUUGGUUGUUGAUCAUAGCUAGACAGCCAUUUUCAAGUCUUGACAUAUAUUUUCAAGCCAAUUUAAGUCAAGGCUGUAACUAGGCCACUCAGGAACAUUCAAUGUCGUCUUGGUAAGCAACUCCAAAGUAUAUGUGGCCUUGUGUUUUAGGUUAUUGUCCUGCUGAAAGGUGAAUUUGUCUCCCAGUGUCUGUUGGAAAGCAGGCUGAACCAGGUUUUCCUCUAGGAUUUUGACAAUGUUUAGCUCUAUUCCAUUCCCAUAACGUGACGCAGCCACCACCAUGAUUGGAAAUAUGAAGAGUAGUACUCAGUGAUCUGUUGUGUUGGAUUUGCCCCAAACUUAACGCUUUCUAUUCAGGACAUAAAGUUAAUUUCUUAGCCAAUUUUUUUGCUGUUUUACUUUAGUGCCUUAUUGCAAAUAGGAUGCAUGUUUUGGAAUAUGUUUUUUCUGUACAGGCUUCCUCCUUUUCACUCUGUCAUUUUAGGUUAGUAUUGUGGAGUAACUACAAUGUUGUUGAUCCAUCCUCAGGUUUCUCCUAUUAUAGCCAUUAAACUCUGUAACUGUUUUAAAACCACCAUUGACCUCAUGGUGAAAUCCCUGAGCGGUUUCCUUCCUCUCUGGCAACUGAGUUAGGAAGGACGCCUGUGUCUUUGUAGUGAGUGGGUGUAUUGAUACACCAUCCAAAAAGUGUAAUUAAUAACUUCACCAUGCUCAAAGGGAUAUUCAAUGUCUGCUUUUUAUUUAUUUAUACCCAUCUACCAAUAGUUGCUCUUCUUUGCGAGGCAUUGGAAAACCUCACUGGUCUUUGUGGUUGAAUCUAUGUUUGAAAUCACUGCCCGAUUGAGGAACCUUACAUAUGAUAAUUGUAUGUGUGGGGUACAGAGAUGAGGUAUUCAUUCAAAAAUCAUGUUCAAUACUAUUUUUGCACACAGUGAGUCCAUGCAACUUAUUAUGUGACUUAUUAUAUCUUUACUCCUGAACUUAAAAAUGGUGCUUGGCCUGUAUAGGUUAGCCCAUAGUGUAUUGGAAGCGGUCUUUCAAUGCCUCCACGCGCGUUACCAACUUUUUUAGGAAACUGAUAUAAUCCACUCGAUCUCUCUUUGCUCCAAAUUCAAUAGUGGAUGAUUCUUUCCACGGUCAUGUUAAGUGCUGCUCUCCGGGGUACAUUUUAGUGCUGCAAAGAGAUGCUCAACUCUUUGAGUGGUGCAGGGAAGGCGGUAAAAAGCAAGAGCUUGGAGAGCUUUUUAAACGGCUUACAAACAGACACUAUUUCUGCUCCUCUUGAAUGGGACCAGAGAGUUCUAAUUAGAGAGACCAGAAUAUAUUUGGACCUUUAGUUUUUAUGGGAUGAAUUUGCCUGCCUUCAAGGCAUUGAAGAUGAUAAAGCAUAAAAAGUGUUUACAGUGUUGGUUCUUCUGAAAGUAUUGUGUGCUGAAUCAAAGUCAUGUUUGAACAAUUAAGGUAAAAGUGUGUUUUUUUUUUUUUUUUGUCUUCUCCAGACUUCGACGCUCUCCUCGGAGGUGAGGUGGGAGGGGUGGAGUUCGGGAAGCUUCCGUUUGGAGCGUGUGAGGAUCCAAUCAGGUAGGACCGAUGGUACUGUAGCCAUGACGACAAAACAAUUCAUGCUUGAUUUAGAGAUUUACAUCAUUGGUCAUGUGUAGUAUUUGUGUCUUUAGUAUGAUUAAUUAAUUAAAUGUUUUAUGUAAUUAGUUAAUCUCAUAAUGUGAAGUUGAUUACGAAAAACAAACAUACCUGUAUUUUAUUUAAUUGUUGUCUCAGUGAGCUUCACCUAGCCACCACCUGGCCCCACCUGACAGAAGGCAUUGUGGUGGAUAACGAUGUGUACUCGUAAGUAUCCACCACCACCCUCCCUCUCCCCUCUGCCCUUCUGGUUGACACACACUGAAAAAACAUAUCAACAACCUGAGCUACGAUCUAUCAAGAACAUUGUUUGUCCCCCACAGAAUGACAGGUAUUUAGACAGGGAAGAUGGAGGUGUCAUCUUCAAUAAAUAGAACCAGUAGCCAGGUUAAACUCAUCAAGUAAGUGAGCAUUGAGAUAGACGGAGAGAGGGAACCGCCAGGUAGGUGAUGUCAACGGUGAAAGAAGUUCCCUUUGAAAAACUGUGAAAGGUUGUUGUCCAUAUUAAUUUCCUGUGUGCCAGACAGUGUAGGUGUUGAGGGCGGAUGUGGAGGAGUUGUGUGGGAGUGGAUAUAACAAGUACUGUGCCCCAGCUACACCACUCGCUCGUUCAACUGCAUUAAAGCUGAAUGAUUUUAUGCUUUUCAGUUUAGUGAUGAAGUGGUGCUCAGUGAGCCAUCACUUCUUAUUAACAGUGUUUGUUUUUCUUCGAGUCCCUUCAUCCUACAUUUUCAUGACAUUCACUGUAUAAAGACGUAGAGCCUAAUGUCAGCCCUCUGAAAAUCGAAGACAGAGAUUAGCCCAGCCUAAGAUGGUCCUCCUCCAAAGAUGUUUUGGGGUUUAUUUUGAUGGUUGUAUUUAUUGUUGAAUUCCCUUAGGGCAUUCUGGGAUAGAAAUGUUAGACAUUAUAUUUUGGGAUUUAAAAAAAGAUAUGACUUGCCUCGUGUCAACUUGAAAUUGAAAUUCUACCUUCCCUGACUGACUGGGUAAUAUACACAGUGUACAAAACAUUAAGAACACUUUCCUUUUGCCACCAGAACUGCGUCAAUUCGUAGGGGCAUGGACUCUGCAAGGUGUCAAAAGCGUUCCACAGGGAUGCUGGCCCAUGUUGAUUCCAUUGCUUCCCACAGUUGUAUGAAGUUGGCUGGAUGUCCUUUGGGUGGUGGACCAGUCUUGAUACACACAGGAAACUGUUGACUGUGAAAAACCCAGCAGCGUUGCAGUUCUUGACCAAGCCGGUGCGCUUGGCACCUACUACCAUACCCCUUCAAAGGCACUUACAUAUUUUGUCUUGCCCAUUCACCCUCUGAAUGGCACACAUACACAAUCCAUGUCUCGAGGAUUAAAAAUCCUUCUUUAACCUGUCUCCUCCCCUUCAUCUACACUGAUUUGAGGUGGAUUUAACAAGUGUCAUCAUAGCUUUCACCUGGUCAGUCUGUCAUGGAAAGACCAGGUGUUCUUAAUGUUUUGUACACUCAGUGUAGAUUAUAUAGCAACUGAUACCUAGUGGUUCUUAUUUCAAGGAUCCCAAAUAAUCCAAUAAGUUAAUAGAUAAUUAUAAUGUAAUUACUCUUUCCACUAUAUAAUCCCUAUAUUAACACCAGGAAAUACCAGACCGUAAACUAAACCACACUAACAAUGAACCUUUCCUCCUUUCAGAGCACCAUGUUUUAAUAGCCGUUGUUCAGUCCUAACCUAACCUUGACUAUAAUGGUAAACGUGAACCGCUUAUAUGAUCCAGGGCCAGUUUUACCUUCCUCCCCUGUGUUAACUGACUGUCCUUUCUGUGUGACCUCAGUGACCUGGACCCGCUCCAGGCCCCUCAUUGGUCAGUCCGAGUAAGGAAAGCAGACAGCCCCACGUGUUUGCUCGGUAAGACCCUCACAAAAAUACUUACUGACCUUACAGAAACAUUAUAGAAUCCAAUUGAUACCCAUGUACUGUAAUGUGCAUUUCCAUUGUCCUUCAUCUACCAGAUAUGUGUAUAGUGGGAUUAGGGGGAUCUACAUCCCAAGACGUCUUUUCUAAGAUUUGUUGGACAAUAAAGUAGGGUUGGGUUGAUGGUGACUAAAUCAUGAUGUGACCGACGAUUGGUUUAGCCUAUUUGAACUUGACUGGUGCCGUGCAGUAAAAAACGGGAGUAUCGCAGCGCACAGCAGGGCAGCACACAAGUGACAUUCUGAGUAAUUUGCCUAUUCCUAUUUGUUAUGGCCUAUUUCGAUAAAUAUGUUAUAUAGCCUACAUAACACAGAAGAGGAAUAUAGGCCAGACAGCGGAAAACUCCACCAAAGCAGCGCAAAAUGUCCAGUCAGAAAAUAUUGUUUCUCUGUCGGAUGCAUGGGCAUUAGGCUAUAUAGCCUUAACCUAUUUUUGUAUUUUUUAUAUCGGACACUGAUGAACUAUCUUGUGUCUUGCAGUUUAAAAAAACUUGGCCUAUAUUCCCUUCACUCUCCAUUCGAUAGGGUAUGAAUAUGACUGAAGGCUACGCUUCAUCGUUUUAUUCAUGGUUUUCUCCCGAUUUAAACAAUGAAUGUAACAGAUUUCCAUCUCAAAAAAUUAUUUGAAUAGCCUAAAAACUUAAGGUAGCCAGAGUACUAAUAAUUAGAGAGAACAAACAAUAUUAAUAGCCAAUAGAAAAACGAAUGGCAAGUUUAAUCAAGUUUAAGCUUAUUAACCUCUACGGGAUCGGUGUCCCGUAUACGGGACGGUUGAGCUAACGUGUGCUAAUGUGAUUAGCAUGACUGUUUGUAAAGAACAGCAAACUUUCCAGUACAUAGACAUGUCUUAUUUGGGCAAAAAGGUUAAAUUCUUGUUAAUCUAACUGCACUGUCCAAUUUACAGUAGCUAUUACAGUGAAAAAAUACCAUGCUAUUGUUUGAGGAGACUGCACAACAACAAAAAACUUAUCACGGCAACUGCUUUGAUACAUUCUCCUCUGAAGGUAAAUAAUAUACUUACAUUCAGUAAUCUUUCUCUGAUUUGUCAUCCAAAGGGUCCCAGAGAUAAAAUGUAGCAUAGUUUUGUUUUGCUUUAAGACGGCCUCCCGAGUGGCACAGCGGUCUAAGGCACUGCAUCGCAGCGCUUGAGGCGUCACUACAGACCCGGGUUCGAUCCCAGGCUGUGUCACAACCGUCCGGGAGGCCCUAUAGGGCGGGCACAAUUGGCCCAGCGUCGUCCGGGUUAGGGGAGGGUUUGGCCAGGGGGGCUUUACUUGGCUUAUCACACUCAAGCGACUCCUUGUGGCGGGCUGGGCGCCUGCAGGCUGACUUCAGUCGUCAGUUGAAUGGUGUUUCCUCCGACACAUUGGUGCAGCUGGCUUCCGGUUUAAGUGGGCGGGUGUUAAGAAGCGCGGUUUGGCGCCCAGCCCGCCAUGACUUGACCUUCGCCUCUCCCGAGCCCGUUGGGGAGUUGCAGCGAUGAGACGAUCGCAAUUGGAUAUCACGAAAUUGGGGAGAAAAAGGGGUUAAAUGUUUUUAUAUAUACAUGCAUACAUACAUACAUACAUACAUGCAUGCAUGCAUACAUACACACAUACAGUUGAAGUCGGAAGUUUACAUACACUUAGUUUGGAGUCAUUAAAACUCGUUUUUCAAACAAUAGUUGCCAUGGUGUUUAUACUUGCGUACUAUUGUUUGUACAGAUGAACGUGGUACCUUCAGGUGUUUGGAAAUUGCUCCCAAUGAUGAACCAGACUUGUGGAGGUCUACAAUUUUUCUUCUGAGGUCUUGGCUGAUUUCUUUUGAUUUUCCCAUGAUGUCAAGCAAAGAGGCACUGAGUUUGAAGGAAGGCCUUGAAAUACAUCCACAGGUACACCUCCAAUUGACUCAAAUGAUGUCAAUUACCCUAUCAGAAGCUUCUAAAGCCAUGACAUCAUUUUCUGGAAUUUUCCAAGCUGUUUAAAGGCACAGUCAACUUAGUGUAUGUAAACUUCUGACCCACUGGAAUAGUGAUACAGUGAAUUAUAAGUGAAAUAAUAUGUCUGUAAACAAUUGUUGGAAACAUUACUUGUGUCAUGCACAAAGUAGAUGUCCUAACCGACUUGCCAAAACUGUAGUUUGUUAUCAAGACAUUUGUGGAGUGGUUGAAAAACAAGUUUUAAUGACUCCAACCUAAGUGUAUGUAAACUUCCGACUUCAACUGUGUGUGUAUAUACAGUGGGGAGAACAAGUAUUUGUUGAAAUUAAAAAGUAGACCAGUUUCCAUUAAUGACCAAAAAAUGUACAGCUGCGCCAUACAGGUUUCGAUGUACCGAUUCCAUGGCACAUGGUGUAUGAACUGGUACACAAAACGACGCCGGAUUCAAAACUUACGAGUUUUUCAAUUUAAAUCAUUAUACAAAAUUCUUGCAACCAAUAGAAUGCUAUAUAUACAGUGGGGAGAACAAGUAUUUGAUACACUGCCAAUUUUGCAGGUUUUCCUACUUACAAAGCAUGUAGAAGUCUGUCAUUUUUAUCAUAGGUACACUUCAACUGUGAGAGAUGGAAUCUAAAACAAAAAUCCAGAAAAUCACAUUGUAUGAUUUUUAAGUAAUUUGCAUUUUAUUGCAUGACAUAAGUAUUUGAUACAUCAGAAAAGCAGAACUUAAUAUUUGGUACAGAAACCUUUGUUUGCAAUUACAGAGAUCAUACGUUUCCUGUAGGUCUUGACCAGGUUUGCACACACUGCAGCAGGGAUUUUGGCCCACUCCUCCAUACAGACCUUCUCCAGAUCCUUCAGGUUUCGGGGCUGUCGCUGGGCAAUACGGACUUUCAGCUCCCUCCAAAGAUUUUCUAUUGGGUUCAGGACUGGAGACUGGCUAGGCCACUCCAGGACCUUGAGAUGCUUCUUACGCAGCCACUCCAUAGUUGCCCUGGCUGUUUGUUUCGGGUCGUUGUCAUGCUGGAAGACCCAGCCACGACCCAUCUUCAAUGCUCUUACUGAGGGAAGGAGGUUGUUGGCCAAGAUCUCGCGAUACAUGGCCCCAUCCAUCCUCCCCUCAAUAUGGUGCAGUCGUCCUGUCCCCUUUGCAGAAAAGCAUCCCCAAAGAAUGAUGUUUCCACCUCCAUGCUUCACGGUUGGGAUGGUUUUCUUGGGGUUGUACUCAUCCUUCUUCCUCCAAACACGGCGAGUGGAGUUUAGACCAAAAAGCUAUAUUUUUGUCUCAUCAGACCACAUGACCUUCUCCCAUUCCUCCUCUGGAUCAUCCAGAUGGUCAUUGGCAAACUUCAGACGGGCCUGGACAUGCGCUGGCUUGAGCAGGGGGACCUUGCGUGCGCUGCAGGAUUUUAAUCCAUGACGGCGUAGUGUGUUACUAAUGGUUUUCUUUGAGACUGUGGUUCCAGCUCUCUUCAGGUCAUUGACCAGGUCCUGCCGUGUAGUUCUGGGCUGAUCCCUCACCUUCCUCAUGAUCAUUGAUGCCCCACGAGGUGAGAUCUUGCAUGGAGCCCCAGACCGAGGGUGAUUGACUGUCAUCUUGAACUUCUUCCAUUUUCUAAUAAUUGCGCCAACAGUUGUUGCCUUCUCACCAAGCUGUUGCCUUGUCCUGUAGCCCAUCCCAGCCUUGUGCAGGUCUACAAUUUUAUCCCUGAUGUCUUUACACAGCUCUCUGGUCUUGGCCAUUGUGGAGAGGUUGGAGUCUGUUUGAUUGAGUGUGUGGACAGGUGUCUUUUAUACAGGUAACGAGUUCAAACAGGUGCAGUUAAUACAGGUAAUGAGUGGAGAACAGGAGGGCUUCUUAAAGAAAAACUAACAGGUCUGUGUGAGCCGGAAUUCUUACUGGUUGGUAGGUGAUCAAAUACUUAUGUCAUGCAAUAACAUGCAAAUUAAUUACUUAAAAAUCAUACAAUGUGAUUUUCUGGAUUUUUGUUUUAGAUUCCGUCUCUCACAGUUGAAGUGUACAUAUGAUAAAAAUUACAGACCUCUACAUGCUUUGUAAGUAGGAAAAUCGGCAGUGUAUCAAAUACUUGUUCUCCCCACUGUGUGUGUGUGUGUGUGUGUAUGUGUAUAUAUAUAUAUAUAUAUAUAUAUAUAUAUAGAUAGAUAGAUAGAUAGAUAGAUAGUUUGGACACCUACUCAUUCAAGUUUAUUUUUUAUUUUUACUAUUUUCUACAUCAUAAAAUAACAGUGAAAAUAUCAAAACUAUGAAAUAACACAUAUGGAAUCAUGUAGUAACCAAAAAAGUGUUAAACAAAUCAUUUUUUUUUUUUGGAUUUUAGAUUCUUCAAAGUAGCCACCCUUUGCCUUGAUGACAGCUUUGCACACUUCUCUCAACCAGCUUCAUGAGGAAUGCUUUUCCAACAGUCUUGAAGGAGUUCCCACAUAUGCUGAGCACUUGUUGGCUGCUUUUCCUUCACUCUGUGGUCCUACUCAUCCCAAACCAUCUCAAUUGGGUUGAGGUCGGGUGAUUGUGGAGGCCAAGUAAUCUGAUGCAGCACUCCAUCACUCUCCUUCUUGGUCAAAUAGCACUUACACAGCCUGGAGGUGUGUUGGGUCAUUGUCCUAUUGAAAAACAAAUGAUAGUCCCAUUAAGCGCAAACCAGAUGGGAUGGCGUAUCGCUGCAGAAUGCUGUGGUAGCCGUGCUGGUUAAGUGUGCCUUGAAUUCUAAAUAGAUCACCGACAGUGUCACCAGCAAAGCACCAUCACACCACCUCCUCCAUGCUUCACGGUGGGAACUACACAUGCAGAGAUCAUCCGUUCACCUUCUCUGCGUCUCACAAAGACACGUUUGGAACCAAAAAUCUCAAAUUUGCACUCCAGACCAAAGGACAGAUUUCCACCGGUGUAAUGUCCAUUGCUCGUGUUUCUUGGCCCAAGCAAGUCUCUUCUUCUUAUUGGUGUCCUUUAGUAGUCGUUUCUUUGCAGCAAUUCGACCAUGAAUAGAUCACCGCAGUCUCCUCUGAACAGUUGAUGUUGAGAUGUGUCUGUUACAUUUAUUUGGGCUGCAAUUUCUGAGGCUGGUAACUCUAAUGAACUUAUCCUCUGCAGCAGAGGUAACUCUGGGUCUUCCUUUCCUCUGGCGGUCCUCAUGAUAGCCAGUUUCAUCAUAGCGCUUGAUGGUUUUUGCGACUGCACUUUAAGAAACCUUCAAAGUUCUUGAAAUGUUCCGUAUUGACUGACCUUCAUGUCUUAAAGUAAUGAUGGACUGUCGUUUCUCUUUGCUUAUUUUAGCUGUUCUUGCCAUAAUAUGGACUUGGUCUUUUACCAAAUAGGGCUAUCUUCUGUAUACCACCCCUACCUUGUCACAACACAACUGAUUGGCUCAAACGCAUUAAGAAGGAAAGAAAUUCCACCAAUAAACUUUUAACAAGGCACACCUGUUAAUUUAAAUGCAUUCCAGGUGACUGCCUCAAGAAGCUGGCUGAGAGAAUGCCAAGAGUGUGCAAAGCUGUCAUCAAGGCAAAGGCUGGCUACUUUGAAGAAUCUCAAAUAUAUAAUAUAUUUUGAUUUAACACUUUUUUUGUUACAACAUGAUUCUAUAUGUGUUAUUUCAUAGUUUUGGUGUCUUCACUAUUAUUCUGCAAUGUAGAAAAUAGUAAAAAUAAAGAAAAACCCUGGAAUGAGUAGGUGUGUCCAAACUUUUGUCUGGUACUGUAUGUAUGUAUGUGUGUGUAUAUGUAUAUAUAUAUAUAUAUAUAUUUUUAAAAAGCUUUACCACAAGUUAAAGUUAUGAAAAGUAGCUUAUUUCCCAAAUAUUGUAGCCUAAGAAGGUGUUGUGGCUUUCAAAAAUAACAAUAAUGAAAGUCUAUGUCCUUAGCCUAGGCUUAGGCUAUUCUCAAUCACAGCUUAAUGAGAACGGGAGAACAAACAAUUAUUAUUUAUUUUUCUAUUAUUUUAUGAUGCAAAUAAAGCGAUUUAUUAUCCAGUUCUGAAGACGGUAGACUGCUUCUAUCCAGCCAAUGAUGUAGGCCAGUAACCUAACUUAUGACAGUAAGACAGCCCGUUCCUCAUCAGACAGUCACUGCAACAUCAUGAACGCGGAAGGAAUAUUAGAAAAGAUUUGCCAUUGCCUGCACCUGGCCUCUGCCCAGGCUUUCAACAACAACAUAUUUUGUCAGGAUUCUUCCAGUUGCAUUCGAUUUUGCGCUAUAGCCCAUCUGUCGUUUUACCUGAUUGUAUUUUUUGGUGGCCAAUAGCGAGAGCAUCAUAUAUCACAAUGUUUUAGGGGUACCUAAUCACGAUAAGACAAAGGUUGCCAUCGCCCAACCCUACAAUAAAGACUUUGAAUUGAAUGGAAUAAAACCUAAUGUUCCCCAUCCCAGGUGACUUCCUGACAGAGUUCUUCAAGAUGUGCUCUAAGAAGGAGACAACAGAGGAGAUCCUGGGACGGGGUCCAGUUGAGGAGGAAGGCAAAGGUAAUAGGACUUCCUCUAUUAGUGUGUGCUAUGGCUACUGGGGUGUUUCUCAAUAGUCUAACAUCACUCCCUCUCAUUCUCCAAUAUGUUGUAAACCCAAAGGGGAUUUGUGCAGAGCUCAGUGCUGAUGGAGGAAAAGAAGAGUAGAACAUGAAGCCACUUUGGACUAUUGAGACCCUUGGCUUGUGUCUUUUAGUUUUUGUUUGUUUGCUGGUGCAUGUGAAGGGAGCAUAUGCUGUCUCUGUCAGAGCCCACCCUCAUUCCCUCCCUGUGUAUAAUUUAUAUCUCGCUCUCUUCCCCCCUUCCCUCCCCUGUUGUUACAGAUGACAUCAGCCAUGCCCUGUCUAAGUUGACAGAGCCCACGGCCGUGCCCAUCCCCAAGCUUUCUGUCUCUAACAUGGUGCACAGCGCCCGCAAACGCAUCCGCCGCCACCGCCGCGGCGCCGAAUCACCGCUCAGCAACGAUGUGCUCAACUCCAUACUGCUGGUGAGAGCGGCAACGCUUAGACAUGCGCGCGCGCACACACGCACAAUGAAACCCCAAAUAAACCAUGCAUCAGCUCUGAUGGGUUCACUAGGCUAUGUGUUUGGCCUGCUCAGACGUCUACUGCAGCCCUCUGAAGGCUUAUGGGGAUUUAGUCUGGCUGACAUACUACACAAGUGGCUCUGCCUCAGUGGCUGUGAGAGAGAGAGAGAGCUCCAGCCAUUCUCUGAGAGGAGAGAAAGGGAGCUGAGUCUGCAGCCAGGCUCCACUGUUACUGGCACUGCUGUGUGGAACAGUUUCUUAAUCAGCCGUGAAGACACUUUGCGUCCCAAUUGGCAAGUCCCAAAGGGCCUCUAUGGGCCCUGGUCAAAAGUAGUUGACUAUAUAGGGAAUAGGGUGCCAUUUGGGAUAAACACACUGCCAUUGGCCUAGAGGCUCAGUGGUGAGUCAGUUGGUGAAUAAAACAUUUUAAAGCAGACUCUGUUAGUAGCAGAAUUGUAAUUGAGGUAUUUUUUUGUCUAAAGGGUAAGAUGGAAUUGAUGUUCCCUAUGUAAGAGAAUGGUUAAGCUCAUAUUUGUGUGUGUCUCAGUAUCUCUUCCCAGAUGCUGCCAUAGACAAGUCAUCAUCAGAGAACAGCGAGAUCAAGGCUUCUCAAUUGAAUACUGAUGGGAAACCAGAAGAGAAGGAUUCUGACGACUAUGUAUGUCUGCCCUCUAUCUCUAUUUUACUAUCAUUCUCACAGACAGACGUUGUACACCAGGGGUGUGUUCAGUAGGAAUGACAUUCGAGAAACAAUUUGAAAUACCUGAACUUGUCUGAUAAAAGUACUCGUCUUUUUUCAGUGUGAACGAGAUUGUUCCUAACUGAAUGAAACUCACAAAUACAAUUUUCAGUUGUCAAACUUACACAUUCAGUAAAUCCAUCAUUGAUUAGUGAAAUCUUCUGCAGUACUGCAUCCUGAUUGUAGUCUCUUUGUCAACCCUCCCCCCUCCAUCCAGAACCUGUACAACCAGCUCAAGUCUGCUCCUAGUGACAGUCUGACGUACCGCCUGGCUCUGUGUGUGUGUCUGGUUAACUUCUACCAUGGAGGGGUUAGGGCCGUGGCUCACCUCUGGCAGGAGUUUGUCCUGGAGAUGAGAUACCGCUGGGAGAACAACUACCUCGUCUAUGGGUGAGAGCAUGAUCGUAUUUAUUACGCAACAAACGAUAUAUUAAUUAUAUAAUAUAACUAUAUUAUAAUAUAUUUUUUAAAGGGAGAGUGCUUUUAAAGGGACAGUGUGACAUUUUGGCAACUAAGCCAUUUUUCUACUUAUCCAGAGUCCGAUGAACUCAUGGAUACCAUUUUUAUGUCUCUGCAUGCAGUUUGAAGGAAGUUGCUAACUAGCGUUAGCACAAUGACUAGAAGUCUAUCUGCAUGCUAGCUGUUCCCCUAGACUUCCAGUCAUUGUGCUAGCGCUAGUGAAACUACCUUCAACUUAAUUCAAACUGCACGCAGAGACAUAAAAAUGGUAAUUGCCAAAAUCUCACACUAUCCCUAUAAGAUUAGAGAAACAAGUUAAAACCUAUAUUUAUAGCAAACAGAGCGAGCAGUGGCACGAUUGAGAGCCACGAGCGCACAGCCAACGCUUGCUCCUCAUCUCCCUACAGUGCAGUGGCUCCCAUCAGUUAUAUUUCAGAUGGUGUCAACAUCAUUUAAUUUUCAUGCAUUUUGGAGUCAAAUGUUUUUUUUUUAAGUCACCUUCUCGCAGUCGUUCUACAAAAAAAUCUCUCAGGGGCAUGCUCCCGGACCCCCGCAGCAAAGAGCCCCCUCCUCCCGCUACCUUUCCCACCGCUGUUGAUCCUAGGGGAAACACUGCACUUGAUUCCAGAGGGAAUAAAAAUAGAAAUUGGAUUGAACCCUCAUCAAAUUGCAUUGAACCCGAACCGGAAUUCCAUCAAUGAUGAUGUUGAGGGUAUACACUGUGACUGUAUACUGAAUCAUCCCCUUCCUGUCUUUUUUCUUUCAGACUGGCCAGUGGUCCUCCAGACCUUCGCUGCUGUCUCCUCCACCAGAAACUCCAGGUGACUAGCACGGUCUAUCAACUGUACACAUACAGACCUCGCUAUGAUUAUUACUAAGACUGUUUACUCAGUCCUAAUAGGCUUUGUCAGAGCUUUCCCUCUUUAAGGCCUGCAACAACAACAAAGCUCUCUGUAAAGUUUUUGAGAAAGACCACUAUAAGCCCCAUUAAUAAGCCUACAGACAUGGAUUGUGUAUUUGUGCCAUUCAGAGGGUGAAUGGGCAAGACAAAAUAUUUAAGUGCCUUUGAACGGGGUAUGGUAGUAGGUGUCAAGCGCACCGGUUUGGUCAAGAACUGCAACGCUGCUGGGUUUUUCACACUCAAGCAUUCAUCCAGCACAAAUCAAUCAGUCUGCAGAAAUUAAUUGUUUAGGAAUGAUGGAUUAAGAUGGAUUAAGAUGGUGGUAACAGCAGCAACUUGUACACCAGGAUCUCUCUCUCUCUGUGUGUUUUUGGUUUGCAUAUUAGUCUGGUAGAGUGAGAGAGUGAGUAGACAGUGUAGGAGAGAGAGAGUGAGUAGACAGUGUAGGAGAGUGAGAGGGUGAGUAGACAGGUAGGAGAGUGAGAGGGUGAGUAGACCGGUAGGAGAGAGUGAGUAGACAGUGUAGAGAGAGAGAUUGAGUAGACAGGUAUGAGGAGAGAGGUAGGACAAGGUGUGCGCGUGGUCGAGAAGGGAGUGAGAGAGUGGAGUUAGACCGGUAGGGGAGGGGAGUGGGUGUGAGUAGAACAGUGUAGGAGAGGAGGAUGAUUGGUAGACAGGGUAUGAGAGAGAGUAGACCAGGUGUUGAGAGUGAAGUCGGAGAGGGAGUUGGAAGGAGAGUGAGUAGACCGGGUACGGAGAGGGAGGGUGGGUAGACAGGUAGGACAGGUGGUAGGGUAGCGAGGUGAGUAGACAAGUAGGAGAGCGGUGAGUAGAUAGAUAGUAGCGGAGGAAGGUAGUGAGGUAGGACAGGUUAGGAUAGGGAGUGCGACGUGCGGGAGUGAGUAGACAGGAGAGUGGAGAGAGUGAGUAGACAGGUAGGGGUGAGGAGAGUGAGUUAGACAGGUAGGAGAGAGAGUGAGUAGACACGGUAGGGAGUUGAGAUAUUGCAGGUAGGACAGGUAGGAGAGACGAUUGGUAGACAGGUAGGAGUAGAGAUAUGAGUAGACAGGUAGGAGAGAGAGUGAGUAGACAGGUAGGAGUGAGAUAUUGAGUAGACAGGUAGGAGAGAGAGAGUGACGUAGUAAGAGUAGUGAGUGAAGAGUAUUGAGUAGACAGGUAGGAGAGAGAGUGAGAGAGUGAGUAGACAGGUGUGAGAGUGAGUAGACCGAUAGGAAAGAGUGAGUAGACCGGUAGGAUAGAGUGAGUAGACCAGUAGGAUAGAGUGAGUAGACUGGUAGGAGAGAGUGAGUAGACGUAGGUAGGAGGAGAAGUGAGUAGACCAGUAGGAGAGAGUGAGUAGACCGGUAGGAGAGAGAGUGAGUAGACAGGUAGGUGAGAGAGUGAGUAGACCGGUAGGAGAGAGAGUGAGUAGACGGGUAGGUGAGAGAGUGAGUAGAAGGUGAGGAGAGAGAGAUGUGACGUAGUAAGUGACAGGUAGGAGAGUGAGUAGAGUAGUGAGUAGACGUGGGUAGGAGAGGAGAGUAGUGAGAAGGUGAGUGAUCAGGUAGAGAGAGAGAUGAUGACAGGUGAGAGAGGUGAGUAGACAGGUAAGAGAGUGAGUGAGUCGACAGGUAGGAGAGAGAGUGAGAAGGUGAGUCGACAGGUAGGAGAGAGAGUGAGAAGGUGAGUCGACAGGUAGGAGAGAGAGUGAGAAGGUGAGUCGACAGGUAGGAGAGAGAGUGAGAAGGUGAGUCGACAGGUAGGAGAGAGAGUGGAGGUGAGAAUCGACAGGUAGGAGAGAGUGAGUGAAUCGACAGUUAUGAGAGAGAGGAGUAGACAGUGAGAGUGAGAGACGGUAGGAGAGAGAGUGAGAAGGUGAGUCGACAGGUAGGAGAGAGAGUGAGAAGGUGAGUCGACAGGUAGGAGUGAGAGAGUAGACAGGAGAGUGAGAGAGUGAGUCGACAGGUGUGAGAGUGAGUCGACAGGUGUGAGAGUGAGUCGACAGGUGUGAGAGUGAGUCGACAGGUAGAAGAGAGAGAGUGAGUCGACAGGUAGGCGAGAGAGUGGGAAGGUGAGUCGACAGGUAGGAGAGAGGGUGAGAAGGUGAGUAGACGGGUAGGAGUGAGAGUGAGUCGACAGGUAGGAGAGAGAGGUGAGUGAUCGACAGGUAGGAGAGAGGGUGAGUGAGUCGACAGGUAGGAGAGAGGGUGAGUGAGUCGAAGGUAGGAGAGAGGGUGAGUGAGGGAGUCGACGACAGGUAGGAGAGAGUGAGUAGACAGGUAGGAGAGAGUGAGGAGAGGUAGGAGUGACAGGUGUGAGAGUGAGUCGACAGGUGUGAGGAGAGUGAAGGUGGAGAGUGAGUGCAGUGAGAAGACAGGUAGGAGAGGAAGAGUGGAGUAGACAGGUAGGAAUGAGGAGAGUGAGAGAGGUGAGUGAGUCGAGUAGGAGAGAGGGUGAGUGAGUCGACAGGUAAGGAGAGAGUGAGUAGCGAUAGGAGAAGUGAGUAGACGGGUAGGAGAGAGUGAGUAGACGGGUAGGAGAGAGUGAGUAGACGGGUAGGAGAGAGUGAGUAGACGGGUAGGAGAGAGGAGUAGACGGGUAGGAGAGAGUGAGUAGACCGGUAGGAGAGAGUGAGUAGACCGGUAGGAGAGAGUGAGUAGACCGGUAGGAGAGAGAGUGAGUCGACAGGUAGGAGAGAGAGUGAGUGAGUGAGUCGACAGGUAGGGCAGAGAGUGAGUGAGUGAGUCGACAGGUAGGAGAAGGAGUGAGUGAGUCGACAGGUAGGAGAGAGGGUGAGUGAGUCGACGGGUUUGGAGAGAGGGUGAGUGAGUCGACGGGUUGGAGAGAGUGGUGAGUGAGUCGACAGGUAGGAGAGAGGGUGAGUGAGUCGACAGGUAGGAGAAGUGAGUGUGUCAACAGGUAGGAGAGAGAGUGAGAGAGUGAGUAGACAGGUAGGAGAGAGAGUGAGAGAGUGAGUAGACAGGUAGGAGAGAGAGUGAGAGAGUGAGUCGACAGGUAGGAGAGAGAGUGAGUGAGUGAGUCGACAGGUAGGAGAGAGAGUGAGUGAGUGAGUCGACAGGUAGGAGAGAGAGUGAGUGAGUGAGUCGACGGGUAGGAGAGAGGGUGAGUGAGUCGACGGGUUGGAGAGAGGGUGAGUGAGUCGACAGGUAGGAGAGAGAGUGAGUGAGUGAGUCGACGGGUAGGAGAGAGGGUGAGUGAGUCGACAGGUAGGAGAGUGAGUGUGUCAACAGGUAGGAGAGAGAGUGAGAGAGUGAGUAGACAGGUAGGAGAGAGAGUGAGAGAGUGAGUCGACAGGUAGGAGAGAGAGUGAGUGAGUCGACAGGUAGGAGAGAGAGUGAGUGAGUGAGUCGACAGGUAGGAGAGAGAGUGAGUGAGUGAGUGAGUCGACGGGUAGGAGAGAGGGUGAGUGAGUCGACGGGUUGGAGAGAGGGUGAGUGAGUCGACAGGUAGGAGAGAGAGUGAGUGAGUCGACAGGUAGGAGAGAGAGUGAGUGAGUGAGUCGACAGGUAGGAGAGAGAGUGGAGUGAGUGAGUCGACGGGUAGGAGAGAGGGUGAGUGAGUCGACGGGUUGGAGAGAGGGUGAGUGAGUCGACAGGUAGGAGAGAGGGUGAGUGAGUCGACAGGUAGGAGAGUGAGUGUGUCAACAGGUAGGAGAGAGAGUAAGUAGACGGGUAGGAGAGAGUGAGUAGACGGGUAGGAGAGAGUGAGUAGACAAGUAGGAGUGAGAGAGUAGACAGGAGAGUGAGAGAGUGAGUCGACAGGUAGGUGAUUGAGUGAGUAGACUGGUAGGAGAGAGUGAGUAGACUGGUAGGAGAGAGUGAGUAGACUGGUAGGAGAGAGUGAGUAGACCGGUAGGAGAGAGGUGAGUCGACAGUAGAGAGAGAGAGAGUGAGUGAGUGAGUCGACAGGUAGGGCAGAGAGUGAGUGAGUGAGUCGACAGGUAGGAGAAGGAGUGAGUGAGUCGACAGGUAGGAGAGAGGGUGAGUGAGUGAGUCGACAGGUAGGAGAGAGAGUGAGUGAGUGAGUCGACGGGUAGGAGAGAGGGUGAGUGAGUCGACGGGUUGGAGAGAGGGUGAGUGAGUCGACAGGUAGGAGAGAGGGUGAGUGAGUCGACAGGUAGGAGAGUGAGUGUGUCAACAGGUAGGAGAGAGAGUGAGAGAGUGAGUCGACAGGUAGGAGAGAGAGUGAGUGAGUGAGUCGACAGGUAGGAGAGAGAGUGAGUGAGUCGACAGGUAGGAGAGAGAGUGAGUGAGUGAGUCGACAGGUAGGAGAGAGAGUGAGUGAGUGAGUCGACAGGUAGGAGAGAGAGGAGUGGUGAGUGAGUGAGUCGACGGUAGGAGAGAGGGUGAGUGAGUCGACGGGUUGGAGAGAGGGUGAGUGAGUCGACAGGUAGGAGAGAGGGUGAGUGAGUCGACAGGUAGGAGAGUGAGUGUGUCAACAGGUAGGAGAGAGAGUGAGAGAGUGAGUAGACAGGUAGGAGAGAGGGUGAGUGAGUCGACAGGUAGGAGAGAGGGUGAGUGAGUCGACAGGUAGGAGAGAGGGUGAGUGAGUCGACAGGUAGGAGAGUGAGUGUGUCAACAGGUAGGAGAGAGAGUGAGAGAGUGAGUCGACAGGUAGGAGAGAGGGUGAGUGAGUCGACAGGUAGGAGAGAGGGUGAGUGAGUCGACAGGUAGGAGAGAGGGUGAGUGAGUCGACAGGUAGGAGAGAGGGGGAGUGAGUCGACAGGUAGGAGAGAGGGUGAGUGAGUCGACAGGUAGGUGAGAGGGUUAGUGAGUCGACAGGUAGGAGAGGGAGUGAGAGAGUGUGUAGACCGGUAGGAGAGAGAGUGAGUGAGUGAGUAGACUGGUAGGUGAGAGAGAGCGAGUGGACAGGUAGGGGAGAGAGCGAGUGGACAGGUAGGGGAGAGAGCGAGUGGACAGGUAGGGGAGAGAGCGAGUGGACAGGGAGCAGUGUCUCCCCCUAGGGCUGUGACGGUCAUGGAAUUUUGGAUGACUGUAAUUGGCCAGCCAAAUGACCGCGGUCACCGUAUUAACGGUUGAAUAGCAAAAAAAUUAAUAUAUUUAUUUUAAUUGGGGGGGUUGUUUUAGACACAUUUUCUCCUCUCCUCCGCUCCUGACUGCAUGUGCAGCCAUAGAAAUAGAAUGAAUGGAACAGGAGUCCCCCCCAAAAAAAAUCUGUUAACAUCAUUUGAAAGAACAUUCUACAUUACUAUGGAAAUUAUUGCAAUACCAGGCAGCGGUUCCAAGCCUGUUGUAUUAAUUAUAUUUCUAUGUGUCCUGCUGCUGCAUUGUGGUCAUCCAGUCAGCUUUUUGUCUGCAGUGGCCCCAGACAACCAAACCCAGACCCAUAAACACUGUUGUUAUUCAGCCACCCACGCCUCACCUGGGGAAGAGAGGGAGGGAUUGUGGAAUGAGAGAGGAAGCGAUAAAAGGAAGGGAGAGAGGUGGUAAUAAAGAUGUCCAGAGAGAGUGGGAGAGAGUGAGCGAGGAUGAGAGGGAAGGAAGGCGAGGUAAUAUCUUUCUGGAAAGGCAGAGAGAGCCACUUUAUCUGCAAUCACUUUAAAAAGAGGAAGAGGUGCCCAGGCGGCACUGGGCAAAGAGCUCCUGACUCAUAAACUGAGUCUGUCUCUGUAUCUCUCCCUCUACCAACCUACCUCUACCUCUCUGCUCUCUCCCCCUUCUCUCUACCUCUGCUCUCUCUCUCUCUCUCUCUCUCUCUCUCUCUCUCUCUCUCUCUGCUCCCUUCUCUCUCCCUGCUCCCCCCCUCUCUCCCUCUCUCUGCUCCCUACUCACCUAGGCUAGGCAUGCAUCAGUAUUAGAGCAGAAAGUGACUCUAUUCACGGCGCUGCAGCCUGCCCGAGGUAGACGUUUGGAGCUCAGUGUAGGAGGAGAAGAAGACUUUAGUGUGGGCACAAAGGGACAUGAUGAUGAGAAAUGGCUCGGUAAGGGCCAAAGGGAUGAGAUGGGUUUAUACUGGCUAGAAUUACACACACACACACCUACCUCCCAAAACCUUGCCAUCUGCUGCUGUUUCCCUGACUCCCUGCACUCAUCACUCUUUGUCCGUCUCUGCCCCCCAGAUGCUCAACUGCUGCAUCGAGAGGAAGAGGGCGAGGGAUGACGGGAGGAAGACUAUUGAGGGAGGGAAGGCGAGAGAGAGAGAGAGGGAGAGGAAGGUGGCAGGGUCGACCGGGACUGAGAACGGGCGCCUGGGGCCGGAGAGUGCAGCGACGGCAGAGGGGGGCAGAGAGGUGUCUCCUGGGAAGUCGUGGGACUCGUGGAGUGACAGCGAGGGCGAGGACGAGUUCUUUGAGUGCCUGAGCGACACGGAGGAGAUGAAGGAUGGUGCGGCCACAGACGGCGAGAAGGGCGGGGCCAAGGUGGCCAAGCCAGAGGGUCGGCUCCACCCCCACGGGAAGUUGACCCUGCUCAACUCCCAGGAACCCCUGUACAUCCCUGUUACUCAGGUCAGACAUACAAACGCACACAGCCAUUUCAUUUUUCAUGUGAUUGACUGGUGGCUUCAAGCACCCUUUAAUUGUUUCAUUGUUUUAAGUAAGAGGAAGGAGUUGAGCACAUUCUUUCUCUUUACCUCAGACAAGGAGGCAGCCAUGGUAGAUGUACUGUACGAUAUGCACCACUCUAACUCACUGACCUAUUCAUUACUAUACAAAACAUUAAGAACACAUGCUCUUUCCAUGACAGACUGACCAGGUGAAUCCAGGUGAAAGCUCUGAUCCCUUAUUGAUGUCACUUGUUAAAUCCACUUCAAUCAGUGUAGAUAAAGGGGAGGAGACGGGUUAAGUAAGGUUUUUUUAAGCCUAGAGACAAUUGAAACAUGGAUUGUGUAUGUGUGCCAUUCAGAGGGUGAAUGGGCAAGACAAAAUAUGUAAGUGCCUUUGAACGGGGUAUGGUGUUAGGUGCCAAGGGCUACAACGCUGCUGGGUUUUUCACGCUCAACAGUUUUCUGUGUGUAUCAAGAAUGGUCCACCACCCAAAGGACAUCCAUCCAACUUGACACAACUGUGGGAAGCAUUGAAGUCAACAUGGGCCAGCAUCCCUGUGGAACGCUUUCGACACCUUGUAGAGCCCAUGCCCCGACGAAUUGAGGCUGUUCUGAGGGCAAAAGGGUUGUUCCUAAUGUUUGGUAUACUCAGUGAUUCCUAGGACCAAUAUUUCCACAUACAGACCAUGUCAUUAACAAUGCCACAGGUCAGACAAACAGACAGCCAUGGCAGAUGUACUGUACAAUAUGCACCAGUAACUCAUUUACCUAUUCAUUAAUACAUUGUAAUGAUACUGUAACUCGUUGUUACUAUGGUACCAUAAAUCACUAGAACACAGUAGCCUUGACAAAUACAGUGUAUGCACACAGUGCCUAAUUCAUUAUCACGGACUUGUAAUAAAUCAUUGUUGUAACAUAAAACUCAUAAUUAGCUUUAAAUGUCUACGGGUUAAUCUUAAUAAGUAUGGUAAAGCCAAGAACAGCAUGAUGUGAAACUUAGCCUGACAGAAUCAACUCAACAAAGGCUGUGCUCGGCCUCUUAUUGUAGAAGGCAUUUGGGGGCAGGUAGAUACUAUAAUACAUCUUAUUAUAAUUGGCUAUAUCCUCUUCCAUUUGGUGGCCACCUCUGAUCAGCCUCUAUGCCAGUGGUGUCAGGUUUUUCCUUUCAAUUAAGCCCUAGACAACCAGGUGAGGUUAGUGACCUUAAUUCAUCAAUCAAGUACAAGGGAGGAGUGAAAACCCGCAGACACUCUGCCCUCCAUGGAACAAGUUUAGCACAUGUGCUCUAUGCUAUGAGUCUCUCUGAUAGUGCUAACUCCCUCCCUCUCCAUUCCCUGCUAUGUGUGUGAGCCCAGAGCUAGCAUGGAGAGAUUUGUAGCUCCUCUCCCCCUCAUCAGUUAUAGACCGGGAUGAAUAGUAGAGCUAAUUAAUGCACAGGGCUGAGGCUGACCCUUUUCAAUGAUUAACACUAGGAGGUGAGAUGCAGGAAGGGAGAUGGUGGCCCGGGCUGUCUGAAGCUGAUAUCUAUCCACAAAUGCAUAACACGCACACAAAGACGACACACAGACCCAGCACACAGAUACACACACAGCACACAGUGCAGAUGGUGGACGAGGACGGACGCCUUGCCGAGUUAAGAGAGCGGAACGACCGUGUGCUGCGUGGAGGGAGAGAUGGAUGGAGUGUAUGAGUGUAAAAGAAACGAGUGUCAGCACUUCUAGACGGGCCCGACGACUUCACACAGAUUGCGUCUGCUGUGUGCAAUCUCCAUCUAACACACACGCACACACACAGUCUCAGGCCGUGUCUACACUUGACACUUACAUUCGACUUCUGCUAUCAGAAUACGAAGAUCAGGUCUAGACGCACUAAAGUUGCGAUGUGGUCUGAUUGUGUUCAGAUCUGGCUGACCACCUUAUCGAGCCAUUUUUCCUCAGGAGGUUUGUGUGCAGAUUUCUCCUCAGUCUGGACUCAAUCAGGCUACCGAAAGUGGCGGUCCACGGGCCAUAUGGUUUUAUUUGCCCCCACAAGGUUUCUGAGCCAAAAAUUGAAUUUCUUUGUUGUUGUAAAAAACACCAGGAAAUCUGCUCCAAGUGAAGAAAUCUGUUCCCAAGUAUUCCCACGCCUAAUAGAGGGACGUGAUCGUAUGCAAAUGUACGCAAGGUUUGAAAUGAUUAUGUUUUAGUUAAACAUUAUAUCUGUUUGGGCUUCUUGCGGACAAAUUAUUAGUAAUUAUGUUCCGGCCCUCCGACCAGCCGCUCAAGAAAAAAUCGUCCCGCUGCCGAAUCUAGUUGACGAUCCCUGGUGUGUACAGUCUCCAGAAAACGUGUGUUUUGGGAAAGAGAGGCACCUUUUCGUUAUAACAUUUGAGGAAAUACAUUCCUAGCGUGUGAGGGAAGUGUUUGCUGGCCUCAUGAAUGCUAGCCAGCGAGCUACUAUUUCUAAAAAUGUUUUAGUUUUUUGGCUAGAAUUAUGCUAACCUGUUUGCAAUCCCUCUAGCAUUGCUUUCUAGCUUGCUGGCUAGUUAGCUACAGUAGUUAGCUACUGCUAUCAAGUUGUUGUGUUAUCAUAUUUUGCCUAUUCCACCGUUUGCAGAAUACAUACUGGCAUUUGAAUAUAGCGUGAAAAAACAGAAUCCAGACAAAAAUGUGGACCAAUUUGCUUUGCACCCCCUCCCCUUGUGCUUCUCUGCCUGUCUGUGCACCAUUGCAGUGACUUCUGUUGCACAGACAGCUUCUCCCACUCUCGUUUGCGGCAGAAUUGAGUGGGAAAAGUCGCAAAAUGCAAUCAAAACCAUAGAAAUCCUCUGUGUCAAAACUCCCCAAAAGCAGCCUGAAAAGUAGCUGAAUUUGGCGCUAGCCUCUUUUACCAAUAAAAGUCACUGGAGGGGUCUGAAAACUUGCUAAAUAUAUCGAGAAAGUUGCUAAAUUGGCAACACUGACUGUGGACAUGGUGGACACAUUUAAAUGUAGUUGUAGACGCAUGAUGUGUCCGUAAUUCCAUGAUCAGAACUCCAUGAUCAGAAAACAUAAACUGCAUUCAUUAACUGUCAAGUCUAGACACUGCCUCAGUCUCCCGCUCUCUCGGUGUAUCAUGCAGGGAUUUUUGCACUUGUCUUUUCUCUGUCUGCCCUUUUCUAUCUCUCGCCCUCUUUAUCCACACAACAUUCUCCAAACCUUUGUCUCUCUGUCUCUCAUAUAUCACUCCCACUACCCUUCAGUCCUUUUCCAUUUCCUCUCUCUUUUCUCUUUCUCUCGCUGUGUCCUCUCAAUGACAUGUUCUCUCUUUCUCUUCCUACAUCCAUCGAUUAUCUGUACGUCUGUUUGCUCAUCUGUGCUGCUCUGUCUCUGUCUGGAUCUGUUGUCUCCAUCUCCGCUCGCCUGUCUGUUUUUUCUAUUUUUUUCUAUUACCUUUCAGACAUUUCCUCUCUGACACCCCUGUCAGUCUCUCUCUCUCGCGCACGCUCUCUCUCUCUCUCUCGCGCUCUGUCUCGCGUGCUCUCUUUCUCUCGCGCUCUCCCACACUCCAUCACUUCUCCUCCUCCCUCUCUGUCGGAAUUUUAAACAGCAGGGGCAGGGGUAGGAGGGGGGACAGGGGUAGGCAGAGAUGGGUGUUUUAGAUUCAUGGCAUUGCCACUUUAUUUGUAAUGAGGUGGAUGCCUCUUCACACAUACUCGUACGCUCUGCUCUGCAUUCUCACCUUCCUUCCCUAGUUUUAAUUAGUCUGGGUAAAGUGUUGUUUGGUUGCCGCUCCUCUCUGCCCUGUUUAUAUUCCCCACACUCUGUCUGCGUCCUAAAUAGCAUACUAUACUAUAUAUGGUGCACUACUUUUGACAAGGGGCAAGGCCUAUAGGGCUCUGGUCAAAUGUAAUGCACUAUAUUGGGAAUGGGGUGCAAUUUGGGACGCAGAUCUCUCAAGAGCCGCAGCUAAUGGCCCCCUCUGACUCAGGUCAUUCUUUAUUUCAUUAGAAACUUGCUCAGGAGGGGACAGGCUUUUGGUUUUUUCUUUCUCCCAGACCCGACUGUGCAUUAGUCAGUCUGAGCCCACUGGGUAGAAUGCAUUAGAGGCUGUGAUGGUAAUGAAAGAAAGGCACAGUUGGGUUCUGCCCCCUGUUUUCCAUUCAUGAUUGCAUGGUGUGUGGCCUUUUGCAUUUAGAGGUAUGCGGUCGUUGUUUGAAAAGGUAGGUACAGCAGCCUCACGUUGGGCUAGUUCCGCUCAGAAAUCCAUUGGGUGAUGUAUUGAGCCCAUUGUUAUACAAGCCUGCUUUGUGCUGGAAAAAAGUUGCAUAAUGGCAGCAAUGAAAUAGGAAGGAAUGGCUCAUUUUAAAGCAGGUUAUAAAAUGUAUAAGUAAUGGCUAUUAGAGUUAUUACAGGCCAGGGAGCAGAAUCAGGAUUCUAUGAAAUGAGGGACUUUUGCAGGUUUAUCUGAACUAUAGUGAAUAUUUUGUACAUAACAAACCUACUGGGUAUUGAAACCGGGUUAUCUGUGUGACAAUGUUAGCCCUCUGAGCUAAAGCCCUGGCUAACUCAAGUUGCCGAGUCUCAAGCAAGGUUACUCACCAAGCAAGCAAAGUUUGGCAAACCACCACCUCUACAUGCAGUCAGUCUUUUUUGCUCAUUCAAAUAACCAUUUUAGUUAUGCACCUGAUUGGCCGGUGAUCAUGACUUACAUUGCCAGUGGUGGAACCGAAUCAGACCUUAACGAACAUUAUGCGGUGUUCAGUUGCCCUUCAGCAACAUGGACACUAGACAGGCCUGUGGACAUUGCUCUACAAGACAACCAGCGCAGCCGGCCGCGACCGGGAGACUCAUGGGCGGCGCACAAUUGGCCCAGCGUCGUCCAGGGUAGGGGAGGGAAUGGCCGGCAGGGAUGUAGCUCAGUUGAUAGAGCAUGGCGUUUGCAACGCCAGGGUUGUGGGUUCGAUUCCCAUGGGGGGCCAGUAUAAAAAAAAAUAUGUAUUCACUAACUGUAAGUCGCUCUGGAUAAGAGCGUCUGCUAAAUGACGUAAAUGUAAUGUAAAUGUGUUCAUUAGCCGGGGCUGAUGGGAGAUUGGCAGGGCAUUGUGGGUGUUUUGGCAUGGGGUUGGAGGUGCCUCAAGUGUUCCACAGGUCCCUAAUGAACAUGACGAGCUGUUAGUCUCCUCUGUUCUGCUCAGAGUGAAUGACUGGGCCAAACCUUGUGUCACUGCUGCAUGUCUCUCAGACACUAAUAAGUACUGUAACAUACAGAACUUAUGGGUAAACCUUUAGGGGUCAGUUUCUGACUUCCGUGUGUGUCGGAAACCAACCCACACACACACGCUACUUCAUACACACACUAAAACCCCUAAAACACAGAAACCCUGAAUGUCCUCCUUCCCACUCCCCAGGAGCCAGCGCCCAUGACAGAAGACCUUCUAGAGGAGCAGUCGGAGGUAUUGGCCAAACUGGGCACGUCAGCCGAGGGUGCCCACCUCCGCGCCCGCAUGCAGAGUGCCUGUCUGCUCUCAGACAUGGAGUCUUUUAAGGUGAGGAUACACACUGACACCGACAUACACACACACACACACACACCCUGAAAUUAACGCUGGCACACACACAAACACAGAGGCACACGCACACACUCACUCUCACUGCCACCCAGACUGGGUGAGUGGCACAGGAGCCUAUUAGUGGUCUCCGUCCUCUGUCAGUCAAUGUGUCAGACUGGGGGGCGUUUGACUUGAUUCUGACAGUCUCCUUUAGUCUCCCUCGUCUCACACGGUGGCACAGUGGAGGGCAUGCUAAUUGUGUUAUAAAUGUCAAUGAAAGGCUUCUUUCCUAUUAGAAAAUGUGAGGGGUGUGCAUUUGGACAUUUGGACGAGGUUUUAGAGAGCUGAUAUACUGUACAGAUUUCUGUUUAAGUGCUUCAAAUACUUUCCAUUUUGAAAAUAAGCCUCCAUAGUGUUGAAUUAUUGAAUACUAGUGGUUGAUGUAAUGCCAGUAAAAGUAUUAGUUAGAAGAUUGAUCACAAAUGCUUUUGAUGAUUAAAGUACAUUUCCUUUAUCAUGCAGACAAAUAUACAUAACCGCUCUUACAAUCCCGCUAUGUGUCUUGAAUUAAUUUAGUCAAGUUACAUUUAAUAGUUGUCCCUUUAAAAAUGUUUUAGACACAGGCUAAAGAAAGCUCUCUAUGGUAACCUUAUUGUGCAAUGAAUACAGUGAAACAUACCCCAUUUUUCUGCUGAGUAGAAUGCAGCCACACCUGCUAACUCCAAGCUGUUGGAUUCAAAAGGUUCAGAACAUCAGGUCACCAUCUUUAAACUUCUCUGAUGGGACUUCAGGCUCCACCCCUUUGUUCCCAACAGUAACAAACGUUGACAAAUAGUGUUCCGUCAGGGGGCACAGUUGCAACUUUUUGUCGCAUUACCCCAGUCUGUUUUUAACUGGCCCACUAAAUGCUCUACUUUGGAGGUAGUUGUAUGUUCUCUUCUCGAUCUCUUCUUCUUUUGUUCUUUCUGAGCGCCGACAACAGCUGACGUGAGAGGGAGGGAGAUGGGUUAUAAACUAGAGGUAGAAGAAUGUUGUGUACUCAGGCAGAGCGGUAAAUGGGGCCCUUGAGUUAGAAUGGCCUCUACAUUUCUCAGGGCCAGGGCCAACCUGCUCUGUAUGUAAUUGUGCUUAGCCAAGCAUAAUCUGGCAUUUUAGCUUUAAUUAUCCCGGUCCCUGCAGGCGCAAAGCAAAGGAUGGACCACUGAUGAAUGGUGGGGACUUAGGAAUAUGACAGCCAAGCACCACGUACCAGCCCCCUCCUCAACUGAAUAUGUCUCACGCACGAAUGCAGGCAUGCACACAUACACGUCACGCACGAAAGCAUGCACACAUACACGUCACGCACGAAAGCAUACACACAUACACGUCACGCACGAAAGCAUACACACACAAACACACACACACUUCUUCCUUAGGGGGACAGCAGCAGAGGAGAAGCCUCCUGUCUGUCCUACCCUGGGCCCACAGGCUACGGAGGAGCUCCUGUCUGUCCUGCCCUGGGCCCACAGGCUACGGAGGAGCUCCUGUCUGUCCUGCCCUGGGCCCACAGGCUACGGAGGAGCUCCUGUCUGUCCUGCCCUGGGCCCACAGGCUACGGAGGAGCUCCUGUCUGUCCUGCCCUGGGCCCACAGGCUACGGAGGAGCUCCUGUCUGUCCUGCCCUGGGCCCACAGGCUACGGAGGAGCUCCUGUCUGUCAUGCCCUGGGCCCACAGGACUACGGAGGAGCUCCUGUCUGUCAGCCCUGGGCCACAGCUACGGAGGAGCUCAUGUCUGUUCUGCCCUGGCCCACAGGCUACGGAGAGCUCCUGUCUGUCCUGCCCUGGCCCACAGGCUACGGAGGAGCUUCCUGUCUGUCCUGCCCUGGGCCCACAGCUAGGAGGAGCUCCUGUCUGUCCUGCCCUGGGCCCACAGGCUACGGAGGAGCUCCUGUCUGUCCUGCCCUGGGCCCACAGGCUACGGAGGAGCUCCUGUCUGUCAUGCCCUGGGCCCACAGGCUACGGAGGAGCUCCUGUCUCAGUUAUUCACACUUUAUCCUCCUCCUCAUCAAUCCAUCUACUGCUGCUGCACUGAAAUGGAGCUGUCUCCUCGCUACGAAACUUAGAUCAUUUCCUCUAUUUCUUUCUGUGGUAAGGCAGGCUUCUAAUUAAUUAUGGAGUGUGAAUGAAGGAGAGAAAGUACUGUGUGAGAACACACUAACACACCAGCAAAAGGUCACACAAAAGUUAUACUUGUUCAAUUGGUCAGUCGGUUGGUUUCCAGAGGAAGCAUGGAGACUGACAUUGAUUUAUUUCACAGCAGUAGGUACUCUGAUUCAGACUCAUUCCCUCUGAGAGCCAUUAACACACUGAUGCUGUCUGCUACAUCUGACUAACCUGAAUCAUCACCUGUCUCUGAGUCAUGAGCUCACAGACAGUGGGCACUGCUCUGGAGUGGAGCUGAAACACUAGAAUGUCAUUGCACACACUGGAGGUGGAGAUGACAUCAGCCAAAUGUAUGCGUGUUUUCUGCUACUAUCGCCAGGGUUUUCUAGAAGACUUUGACUUCUCUGUGUGUGUAUAUAUGCUCUGGAAGAAUAGAAUAUAGUUGAAACUCUUGAACAUCUGUGGGGGUUGAGAACAUGACUUGGUAGUGACAGUAACAAGCCUGUCUGUCCAUGUACAUAUUAGGCAGCGAACCCUGGCUGUACCCUGGAGAACUUUGUACAAUGUCUAUAUUUAUGUAUAGACUGUAGAACUCUGGAACAUAAUGACUAGCAUUGACGUGCCUGUCUGUGUGUCUCUGUGUCAGGCGGCGAACCCUGGUUGUACCCUGGAGGACUUUGUGAGGUGGUACUCUCCCAGGGACUACGUUGAGGAGGAGGUGGUGGACGAGAUCGGAGACACGGUGGUCAGGGGCGACCUGAGUGCCAGGAUGAAGAUCCCGGGAAACAUGUGGAUGGAGGCGUGGGCCACUGCCAAGACUACCCCCGCUCGCAGACAGAGACGCCUGUUUGACGACACCAAGGAGGCUGAGAAGGUACUGAGCUUGGAGCUUUUAGAAUAAUAUUUGGCCGCCGGAAAACGUGUGGCGAGGCGGCAUUUUCCCCAGCACUUUUCAAUCAGGUGGGACAGCGGCCCACUGCUUUUGAUUUAGUUUCAUAAAAAAUAUUGAUGCAAAAACGUUUUAUUUUUACCUGAUUUGCCACACGCACAAUUUCUCUGUCCUUCACAUUGGAGUGCUGCUGCAGGCUCUGUGCGUUUCUUGACCAAUCAGGUUCACGGAAAUCAACGCACAACGCUCAAGGCGCCCCAUCCACUUUCCUCCGGUAGGCUAUUUAUUUAGCAAACGUUAUAUCACUCCCGACAGACACAAGCAAAACCUCUUUACAUAAAUGUUGUAGCAGCCUACACCUAAACAUUAGUGAUCUUCUGUAUUGCAUGGAAACAAGAUUAUAAUUUUUUGUCUGAUCAACUGUAGGAGACUAACAGCUGCAUACUGUCUACUACGCCCUGUCCCUCUGGCCAGGGUAAACGAAGACGUAAUGUUGUGUAUUUAAAGCCCAUUUUUUGGUUUAUAUUCAUACUUUGGGUGACUAGGCUACCUAGACCUUUUCAAUCCAACAUUAUUAACUGGAAUGAAUCAAUAAACGCAGUAUCUGACAUAGACGGUGAGUUCUUGUUUAAUUAGGCCUACAGUUGCAUAGGGCAGGACUAAACAAUGCAGACCUGCAUAAAGCAAGCUCAGCCUUUUGAGUUCUAUUGUCCAAUCAUGUUGCUGUCUGUGGAUGUGUAGAUGAAACCCCCCGUUUUAGUCUAGCUUUAAAAUAUAAUGAAUAUGAGCAAGUAGAAGGUUGCUGCAGUUUGACAGGGUUUUCAUCCUCCCCAAGGCCAGGAGUUUUUCCAGGAGUUUUUAAAACCAUGUGACCCGAUUUUAGAAAAACUCUGGUCCCAUAAUAGCCCAUAUUAAACCUUUUUACAACUGAUUAACCAUGUCAUAUCGUGUAAGAUCCAGAGUUUUAGGUUACCCAGGAAAAACUAAAAGGGGGGGUAAGCUCAGUUUGGGGUUUUCCCCCUUAAGGUUAGGAUUUGGGGAGGAUAAGUUGUGCCUAAGUGCAACUUUUACCCAGAGGCAUUGUGUUUCCCUGACUGAUUUAAUAUGACUAAGUGAAAAAGGCCUCUGACUGCAACAGGUUAAUACGUUUCCCUUUUGAACUGCUAGACUGAGAAUCUGUGAAUGACACCUCCACCUGUCCUGCAGCUCAUUGCUGCCAGCCCAAAGAACUAAACCCUGCCAGGUUCACUACACACUCUGCCUCUCUCUGUUUGUCCCUGUUUCAGCCAAUCACCAUGCAGCGCUGCUAGAAAUAGGAAGUAGGUCAGAACACAAAGUGUCCCUGCUACGACACACACACACACACACACACCACACACACACACACACACACACACACACACACAAGGUGUCCCUCCCCUCCCUGCCAUGGUCCCCUCCCUGAGAGUUUAAACUGAGUUUAGGGGAACCUUGCUGGGCCUUGAAGGUCGGUCAUCUAGCCUAUAGCGCUGCGACCUUCAUCCGUAUGUCUGCCACCAGCCAGCCGGCUCUUUUGGGGAAAUUCCAGGUGCACGAUUUAGUUUGGCAUUAAUUUCCUGCUGAUUAUAUAUUUUUUCCUUUUUUCUUGCUGCUCCAGUAAGUUGUCCUCUUAAAGUAGGUAGAUGACAGGAGUGCUUCUAUAUUCCACAGUCCUCUGAUUGCAGUCAAAAUCAUCGCCACAAGGUCACUCUGCGACAACUUAAGAGCGCUGCACUGUGCCGUACGUUCUAUCCCUGUUCUCUCCAUGUGCACGAGAGCCUGAAGGGUUGUGUGUUAUUAGGGAAUACCAAAUCAGAUUGAGCUCCUGGAAUCUCAUCUCCGACUCACUCAACAUAACGAAUGACCCUGUGUUGUAUAAAAAGGAGGGUCAUUAAAAUGCAGCGCUGCCUCUCGCCAACACAAUUGUGUUUAUGCGGCAGGCAGCCUCCAUAAGUCAAAAGAAGCCGAUGAACCAGUUAUAUAAAAGAACAAUGCCUUCUGAAAUGUCAAGUACCUUGCUGGGUCCUGACAACCUCUGGAAUCAUAAUUGCUGUAAGAGAGAGAUGGAGAGCGAGAGUUUGGUUUUGAUAUUCUUCCCCUCCCCCAGGUGCUGCACUACUUGGCGGUACAGAAGCCAGCAGACCUGUCCCGCCAUCUCCUGCCCUGCAUCCUCCACGCUGCCAUCCUCAAGGAGAAGGAGGAGGGUUAGUGGCAGCUGCUGAAAACUCUCUCUCUCUCUCUCUCUCUCUCUCUCUCUCUCUCUUCUCUCUCUCUCUCUCUCUCUCUCUCUCUCUCUCUCUCUCUCUCUCAUCUCACCAACUUCCUCUCUUCUCUCUCAUACAGAGUCAGUAGAGGACAUCCUAUCUGCUAGAAAGGCCAUCCAGCAGGCCACCUCUCAUGCCAGCAAGGUGCUGCGCCACCCAAGCCCAGACUACAAGAAACUGGAGGUGACUGGAAACAACUUUUUUUUCAUUUAGCCUUUAUUUAACUAGGAUAAAUCCUGUUUUUCAAGGGAGACCUGGCAAGAUUGACGAUCUCUCCCCACCAGUCUCUAACCCCUAACCUCUACCUCUAACCCAUUGGUUGGACUGCAAGGUAGCCACAGUAUAGUUUUUUCUACCCCCGACUCAUCCACCCUAGUGCUCAGUGUCUUUGUCUGUCUCCUCCAACAGGACGUGAUUACCCAGCUCAUAGCGGUGGAGACGGUCAUUGCCCGCUCCCGCUCUCUGAAGUCCAAGUUUGGCAUCGGGAAGGCAGAGCAGAGUGACGACGCAGAGGAUCUGGAGAGGUACAUCAGGACAAAGCAGCACGCCCUGAAAUAAUAAUAAUAAUAAUAAUAAUAAUAAUAAUAUAUGCCAUUUAGCAGACACUUUUAUCCAAAGCCACUUAGGCAUGCAUACAUUCCUGGCAUUGCAAGCACCCUGCGCUACCAGAGCUAAUUUCAUGUUAACCAGUAGGGCCAGAUAGAUCUGCAGAGAUACAAAAAUACCUAUGGAGUUAAAUGAAAUCAAUCCAACUGCUUCAAACCUAUCUAUUUCUAUGCAGCUUAGCCCUAUUGAGAUAAAAUCUAUUUUGCGAGUGAGACCAAUCGAAAACAUGAAUAGCUUAAGUGUUAUCGAUUAUGUUUUCAGACAGUGCUCUUAAGGUAUUGAUAAGAUAACUUCCCUGGAGAUUCUCUCCAGCCCUACUCCUGAUAGAACCAGCAGGCACAUUUUAACCAACCCUCCAUGCCACUACUCCUCCUUCCCUUCUGUUGUUCUUUUGUCCUCUCAAAUCAAAUGUUAUUCAUCACCUGCUUCGUAAACAACAAUGCAGAGAGAAAGAAAAUAGAAAAGUAAUAACACGAGGUACAGUAAUUGAGGUAGAUAUGUACAUAUACAGUGCAUUCGGAAAGUAUUCAGACCGCUUGCUUCCCUUUUUCCACAUUUUGUUACGUUACAGCCUUAUUCUAAAAUGGGUUAAAUAUACAAUGCCAGUCAAAAGUUUGGACACACCCACUCAUUCAAGGUUUUUUCUUUAUUUUUUACUAUUUUCUACAUUGUAGAAUAAUAGUGAAGACAUCAAAACUAUGAAAUAACACAUAUGGAAUAAUGUAGUAACCAAAAAAGUGUUAAACAAAUCAAAAUAUAUUUGAGAUUCUUCAAAUAGCCACCCUUUGCCUUGAUGACAGCUUUGCACACUCUUGGCAUUCUCUCAACCAGCUUCACCUGGAAUGCUUUUCCAACAGUCUUGAAGGAGUUCCCACAUAUGCUGAGCACUUGUUAGCUGCUUUUCCUUCACUCUGCCGUCCGACUCAUCCCAAACCAUCUCAAUUGGGUUGAGGUCGGGGGAUUGUGGAGGCCAGGUCAACUGAUGCAGCACUCCAUUACUCUCCUUCUUGGUAUAAUAGCCCUUACACAGCCUGGAGGUGUGUUGGGUCAUUUCCGUGUUGAAAAACAAAUGUUAGUCCCACUAAGCCCAAACCAGAUGAGAUGGCCUAUCGCUGCAGAAUGCUGUGGUAGCCAUGCUGGUUAAGUGUGCCUUUAAUUCUAAAGAAAUCACAGACAGUGUCACCAGCAAUGCACCCCCACACCAUAACACCUCCUCCUCCAUGCUUUACGGUGGGAACUACACAUGCGGAGAUCAUCCAUUCACCCACACCGCGUCUCACAAAGACACGGCGGUUGGAUCCCAAAAUCUCCAAUUUGGACUCCAGACCAAAGGACACAUUUCCACCGGUCUAAUGUCCAUUGCUCGUGUUUCUUGGCCCAAGCAGGUCUCUUCUUAUUAUUGGUGUCCUUUAGUAGUGGUUUCUUUGCAGCAAUUCGACCAUGAAGGCCUGAUUCACACAGUCCCCUCUGAACAGUUGAUGUUGAGAUGUGUCUGUGACUUGAACUAUGUGAAGCGUUUAUUUGGGCUGCAAUGUCUGAGGCUGGUAACUCUAAUGAACUUAUCCUCUGCAGCAGAGGUAACUCUGGGUCUUCCAUUCCUGUGGCGGUCCUCAUAAGUGCCAGUUUCAGCAUAGCACUUGAUGGUUUUUGCGACUGCACUUGAAGAAACUUUCAAAGGUCUUGAAAUGUUCCGUAUUGACUGACCUUCAUGUCUUAAAGUAAUGAUGGACUGUUGUUUCUCUUUGCUUAUUUGAGCUGUUCUUGCCAUAAUAUGGACUUGGUCUUUUACCAAAUAGAUGUAUCUUCUGUAUACCCCCCCCCCAUUCCAGGUGACAACCUCAUGAAGCUGGUUGAGAGAAUGCCAAGAGUGUGCAAAGCUGUCAUCAAGGCAACUGGUGGCUAUUUGAAGAAUCUCAAAUAUACAAAAUAUUUUGAUUUGUUUAACACUUUUUUGGUUACUACCUGAUUCAAUAUGUGUUAUUUCAUAGUUUUGAUCUCUUCACUAUUAUUCUACAAUGUAGAAAAUUGUACAAAUAAAGAAAAAUCCUUGAAUGAGUAGGUGUGUCCAAACUUUUGACUGGUAGUGUAUAUCUUUUUUUUAGCAAUCUACACACAAUACUCCAUAAUGACAAAGCGAAAACAGGUUUUUAGAUUUUUUUGCAAAUUUAAUAAAACAUUCAAAACAGAAAUACCACAUUUUGAUACGUUACCGCUGUAUUCUCAAAUGGAAUAAAUCGUUUUUUCCCCUCAUCAAUCUACACACAAUAUUACAUUUAUGUAAGUAUUCAGACCCUUUACUCAGUACUUUGUUGAAGCACCUUUGGCAGCAUUUUUUACAUUUACAUUUUAGUCAUUUAGCAGACGCUCUUAUCCAGAGCGACAGGCAGCGAUUACAGCCUUGAGUCUUCUUGGGUAUGACGCUAGAAGCUUGGCACACCUGUAUUUGGGGAGUUUCUCCCAUUCUUCUCUGCAGAUCCUUUCAAGCGCUGUCAGUUUGGAUGGGGAGCGUCGCUGCACAGCUAUUUUCAGGUCUCUCCAGAGAUGUUCGUUUCUUAGUUCAAGUCCGGAAUCUGGCUGGGCCACUCAAGGACAUUCAGAGACUUGUCCUGAAGCCACUCCUGCAUUGUCUUGGCUAUGUGUUUAGGGUCAUUGUCCUGUUGGAAGGUGAACCUUCACUCAGUCUGAGGUCCUGAGCGUGUUUUCAUCAAGGAUCUCUCUGUACUUUGCUCCGUUCAUCUUUCCCUCGAUCCUGACUAGUCUUCCAGUCCCUGCAGCUGAAAAACAUCCCCACAGCAUGAUGCUGCCACCACCAUGCUUCACCAUAGGGAUGGUGCCAGGUUUCCUCCAGACGUGACGCUUGGCAUUCUGGCCAAAGAGUUCAAUCUUGGUUGCAUCAGACCAGAGAAACUUGUUUCUCAUGGUCUGAGAGUCCUUUAGGUGCCUUUUUGGCAAACUCCAAGCGGGCUGUCAUGUGCCAUUUUACAUUUACAUUUUAGUCAUUUAGCAGACGCUCUUAUCCAGAGCGACUUACAGUUAGUGAGUGCAUACAUUUUCACACUGGCCCCCUGUGGGAAACGAACCCACAACCCUGGCAUUGCAAGCGCCAUUCUCUACCAACUGAGCUACAUGGGACUGAGGAGUGGCUUCCUUCUGGCCACUCUACCAUAAAGGCCUGAUUGGUGGAGUGCUGCAGAGAUGGUUGUCCUUCUGGAAGGUUCUCCCAUCUCCACAGAGGAACUCUAGAGCUCUGUCAGAGUGACCAUCAGGUUGUUGGUCACCUCCCUGACCAAGGCCCUUCUCCUCCGAUUUCUCAGUUUGGCCGGGCGGUUGUUCCAAACUUCUUCCAUUUAAGAAUGAUGGAGACCACUGUGUUCUUGGGGACCUUCAAUGCUGCAGAAAUAUUUUGGUACCCUUCCUCAGAUCUGUGCCUCGACACAAUCCUGUCUCGAAGCUCUACGGACAAUUCCUUCGACCUCAUGGCUUGGUUUUUGACCUGACAUGCACUGUCAACUGUGGGACCUUAUAUAUAUAUAUAUAUAUAUAUAUAUAUAUAUAUAUAUAUAUAUAUAUAUAUAUAUAUAUAUAUAUAUAUAUAUAUAUAUAUAUAUACAGGUGUGUGCCUUUCCAAAUCAUGUCCAAUCAAUUUAAUUUACCACAGGUAGACACUAAUCAAGUUGUAGAAACAUCUCAAGGAUGAUCAAUGGAAACAGGAUGCACCUGAGCUCAAUUUCGAGUCUCAUAGCAAAGGGUCUGAAUACUUAUGUAAAUAAGGUAUUUCUGUUUUUUGUUUUUAAUACAUUUGCAAAAAAGUCUAAAAACCUGUUUUCACUUUGUCAUUAUGGGGUAUUGUGUGUAGAUUGCUGAGGAUAAAAAAUACAAAAAUGUUUUAGAAUAAUAAUGUCAAAGUCAAGGGGUCUGAAUACUUUCCAAAGACACUGUAGCCUUUAUAUACAGUGGGGAGAACAAGUAUUUGAUACACUGCCAAUUUUACAGGGUUUCCUACUUACAAAGCAUGUAGAGGUCUGUCAUUUUUAUCAUAGGUACACUUCAACUGUGAGAGACGGAAUCAAAAAAAAAAAUCCAGAAAAUCACAUUGUAUGAUUUUUUAAAGUAAUUAAUUUGCAUUUUAUUGCAUGACAUAAUUAUUUGAUACAUCAGAAAAGCAGAACUUAAUAUUAACCAGAAACCUUUGUUUGCAAUUACAGAGAUCAUACGUUUCCUGUACGUCUUGACCAGGUUUGCACACACUGCAGCAGGGAUUUUGGCCCACUCCUCCAUACAGAUCUUCUCCAGAUCCUUCAGGUUUCGGGGCUGUCGCUGGGCAAUACGGACUUUCAGCUCCCUCCAAAGAUUUUCUAUUGGGUUCAGGUCUGGAGACUGGCUAGGCCACUCCAGGACCUUGAGAUGCUUCUUACGGAGCCACUCCUUAGUUGCCCUGGCUGUGUGUUUCGGGUCGUUGUCAUGCUGGAAGACCCAGCCACGACCCAUCUUCAAUGCUCUUACUGAGGGAAGGAGGUUGUUGGCCAAGAUCUCGCGAUACAUGGCCCCAUCCAUCCUCCCCUCAAUACGGUGCAGUCGUCCUGUCCCCUUUGCAGAAAAGCAUCCCCAAAGAAUGAUGUUUCCACCUCCAUGCUUCACGGUUGGGAUGGUGUUCUUGGGGUUGUACUCAUCCUUCUUCUUCCUCCAAACACGGCGAGUGGAGUUUAGACCAAAAAGCUAAAUUUUUGUCUCAUCAGACCACAUUACCUUUUCCCAUUCCUCCUCUGGAUCAUCCAGAUGGUCAUUGGCAAACUUCAGACGGGCCUUGACAUGCGCUGGCUUGAGCAGGGGGACCUUGCGUGCGCUGCAGGAUUUUAAUCCAUGACGGCGUAGUGUGUUACUAAUGGUUUUCUUUGAGACUGUGGUCCCAGCUCUCUUCAGGUCAUUGACCAGGUCCUGCUGUGUAGUUCUGGGCUGAUCCCUCACUUUCCUCACGAUCAUUGAUGCCCCACGAGGUGAGAUCUUGCAUGGAGCCCCAGACCGAGGGUGAUUGACCGUCAUCUUGAACUUCUUCCAUUUUCUAAUAAUUGCGCCAACAGUUGUUGCCUUCUCACCAAGCUGCUUGCCUAUUGUCCUGUAGCCCAUCCCAGCCUUGUGCAGGUCUACAAUUUUAUCCCUGAUGUCCUUACACAGCUCUCUGGUCUUGGCCAUUGUGGAGAGGUUGGAGUCUGUUUGAUUGAGUGUGUGGACAGGUGUCUUUUAUACAGGUAACGAGUUCAAACAGGUGCAGUUAAUACAGGUAAUGAGUGGAGAACAGGAGGGCUUCUUAAAGAAAAACUAACAGGUCUGUGAGAGCCGGAAUUCUUAAUGGUUGGUAGGAGAUCAAAUACUUAUGUCAUGCAAUAAAAUGCAAAUUAAUUACUUAAAAAUCAUACAAUGUGAUUUUCUAGAUUCCGUCUCUCACAGUUGAAGUGUACAUAUGAUAAAAAUUACAGACCUCUACAUGCUUUGUAAGUAGGAAAACCUGCAAAAUCGGCAGUGUAUCAAAUACUUGUUCUCCCCACUGUAUAUAGCCUAGGCUAUUUUCCUAUUGUCCCAAUCCCACUGAAAUCCAAAAUCCAGACACCUGUCUCGCAUGAAAAUUCCUAACCUUAUUCUGUAAUCCAUAGGUUACAUUAUCAAGGCAUUUCUCGCCUAUGCAUGUCAAAAUACCGCUAUAACAUUUCCCCCGCUUCUCUGCGCUGUCUCGUAUUGCUGCCAAUAUGAAGGCUUCGAUAGAGAAUGUGUGAUCAACAAACUGUAUGAGAGUAGAUAUGGAUACCUUGAUAUUUAAACAAUUUCCUCUCUUAAUCUCUCUGUUAUUCAUGAGCUGAUCUGCUAUCUGUAUAAUAAUCAACUUGAUUUUGCCAAAUAGGAGAUAUUCUGUCAUUCGUUGGAGGGUAUCUAGCAAGCUUUCAACUUUGGUCAUUUGACUUUUGUUUGACUGCCAUUACAAUGUUUAUAUGAUUCGACAACGCUAUAGCCUACUCGGGGUGCGCUCUGUGCAUCCUGAGCGCCGUCUGUGUCAAGACACUGUAGCCUAGGCCUACUGCUGAAAUGCGCUGAAUUAAUUGAGGAAGAUGAUAACGCUCUGAAUUUAUGUACGGCCUGUUUCGCAAUUCACAACAAUUUAAUUGCCGAUCAAAUUACUAAAUAUCAGUUUCACUUGCUGUGAAAUCUUUACAUAGUGGCGCUGACAAGGUGGCGCAUUUGCGGAGAACCCUGGCAUAGUGACCAAAUCUUGGUUUUAAACGCUUUAAAUGGGCAUUUCUGAUUUUUGCGGUAUUUCCCGGGACUCUCUGGAUAAAUAUGAAUUAUUCCCAGUAUUGAAACUCGGUAGAUUUCCGAGAAAAUAUUAAUCCCCAUUCCCUACCCUCACCACCUGGGGGGCGGCCCGUCUGGAUGUCCAGGAUCCAGUUGCAGAGGGAGGUGUUCAGUCCCAGGGUCCUUAGCUUAGUGAUGAGCUUGGAGGGCACUAUAGUGUUAAAUGAUGAGCUGUCGUCGAUGAACAGCAUUCUCACAUAGGUGUUCCUCUUGUCCAGGUGGGAGAGGGCAGUGUGGAGUGCAGUAGAGAUUGUGUCAUCUGUGGCUCUGUUGGGGCGGUAUGUGAAUUGGAGUGGGUACCUCUUGUGUACCUUCCAUCCCACCCUUCUCGCUUUAUUAAUAUCACAAGCCUGCUCUUAUUUCAUCAUACACCCUGCUCGGGGAGGCAUGAGUAGGAAUGCUAAUAAAUGUUGGGCAAACACACACACGUACUGUGUUGUGUGCUAUAUUAAAACUCCACCACCUCCAUCCUCUCCCCAGGCAUACUCUCUGCUCAGAUUGUAAUAAGGGCGCAUAGUAUAGUGGGUGUGUUUGUGCACGUGUGCCUUUCUUGGGAGUGAAUAAGUGAGUGUGUGUCUGUGUCUGGAGUAUGUAGGUCCAUCUGUGUGUGUGUGUGUGUGUGUGUGUGUGUAUCUGUACAGGUGUUUGUGUAUGGUGUCGGAGGGUCAGGUGCAUUGAGGGAUAGACAUGGAUACAGACAGACGGGGGUUAUAUUAGGGAGGCCCCCAGUGUUCAUAUGUCCCAGGGGCCUCUGAUUGCCCAGCCAGUCAGGCAGUAGAGCCAGGCAGAGUCAGACUCAUUAAGAGGACACCCAGAGCUGGCCUGGAACACCAUGCAGCCACUAGCCUGUCCUUUUUCUCUCUAACAAUGAACGGCCUGUCCUGUCUUGUAUCCGAUAUGCUGUGUCAGGGGAGAGGGAUGUGUUUCCAAAAGGCUGUAGUUUUCACAUUUUGUGUACUGUACUGUGCAGCUAGUUUUACAACCCCUUCUCAUUAUUCCGUUGGUAAAUGUAUAAUUGCAUGUCUUAAAUAUAAUGUUAUCUGUAUUUACCUGCGUGUGUUUUCUGACUAUGCUCCCCUGAUAUGAACCUCUUCCCCAAUCUCUUCUUCGGCUCCCUCUCCACUCCUCUUCUCUCUCGCUCUCAGGUUUGUGAACUCUCUGCUAGAGGAGCCUGAGGUGUAUGUGAUCGGAGCAGGACGCGGCCCAGCCGGCAGCAUCAUCCACAAGUUGUUUGUCAGCGCUCAGAGGGUAAAGCACACCGUCUCACAAUGUCACCACCACCCAGGACACACACACACACUCAUACAAACAUACACACCGUCUCCCACGGGGGGCCUUUCCUAAACGCUGGCAUCACAGGAUAUCCCGCCACCACUAUCAGCUCACCUGCUGUCUUUCCAACGGCCCAGGCAGGAGAUGUUAUGUUCCCGCUGACUGAUCCCCACCCUUCUUCCAGGCCCUGAGGGGCUCCUGGGCAUGCUGCCUGAGUAACAAAAAGCAUGCUGCUGCUGGACUGUGUUCUAAUAUGUUCACUUAUCACUACUUUCUUCUUGCUGCUAACUUCUAAAAGUAAAAGGGUUUUAGUCAAGUCUCUCUUUUUGCAUAUCACAUAAUGCAAAAUGUCUGUCAAAAAAUGUCUUUGUGCAGUCUGACAGACAAAGAUCCAGACUCUGUAGUUCUCUCUGUUAUGAUAAGCGGAAGCACAAUGAAACAGAUGUCUUGUUUUAUUCAGUCUGAUAUGAUAUGACAGGGAAGGAGAGAGACACCUGGACCAAAUGACUGUCUUCUGUGCUGCAUGUCACUUCUGACUAUACUGCGACUGAAUAGUCUGAGAUGAUCAGUUAAAAGGCACUUGCAAUGAUAGAUUACCCCUUGCAUUGUGCUGUACAGUUGCACCUGUAUUGGUUAUGAAAGUAAGUGUAUGCUUGGCUGUAACACAUUGAAAUACAAUGCCUGGUUUGGUCUUGGCACAUCCAACAACGCAUACAUUUGUUUGUUCAACGUGUAAGUUAAUGAAAGCCAAUAAAUGUGUCUUCUUCCGGAGACUAGAGCUGAGAGUUUAUCAACAGAUUUAGUCCCUGGCCCCAGACCCAGAUCUGUUCCUUAGAAUAAUUGCUAGCAAAAUGCAAACAGGGAAUGAAUGCUUGUAUUGGCUAUCUUCCCUGUGCCUUGUGUUGGAGGAAGAAACAGUGUGAAAAAUAGUUAGAUUUAAGCAAACUCUCACUCCCUCCUUCAAGCACUUUUUUUUUUUUUUAUCCGGCAAGAUGUCUGAGUGUUAAAUUAUAGCCUGUGUUUUGCCAAGCUCUCAAUAGAAAGCUAGUAAUUAUCCCAAGCACAUGUAAAUCAGAUGAAAUCAUCAGCCAAUCAAAUGAGGUGAGUUUCUUGAGAAAGAGGGAAAGAGAGACAGAGAAGAAUAGAAGGGAGGAGAGAUGUCCUGCCCCUCAUCUGUUGAAUGAUCUGACCCUUGUUACCAGUACAAGACUAGAGUACUAGUUUGAUUGUUGUCUGAUUGCUAUGCCGCUUGCUCUAGCUUGAGUGUGAUGCAUUCGGUGGAAUGAAUGUCAUGUCUCCUCAAGCAGAACCUAAUCCUCUUUUUAAUCGCCUGACUGUUGUUUUGUUGUUUGUUCUUCUGUUUGUUUGUUCUCUCCAUCGUAUUGUGUUUUUUUUCUUUUUGUCUCCUAACGCUGCUUGCCUGUCACCCAUGUCAAGCUCGCUGACUACAGCAGUGAUGAGGUAACCACUAGCAACACUCCCUAUCCCCCCUUUACACCCCUAGUUCAUCCCUCCACCCCAGCUGCCUCCACCCCCAGUCCAUCCAUCCAACCACCCCCUCCACGUUGUCUUCUCCCUCUUUCUACCUGCCAAGCAGUGCUGCCACUGAGGUUCAGGCUAGCUGAGGCAGCCAGGGAGGGAUACAGACAAAGAUUACAGUCAUUUCUCUGGUAAUGGUUUGGAAGAGUGAACCGCUGCAAUUUCCAGACCUCCAUAACCCAAAGGAGAAGAUGCCACUUACCGUGUUUUUAACCUCCCCCAGACCUUUUUACCAACCACCUUCCCCCUCUUCUUCUCCUCCUCCACCCAUCCAUCUAUUCUUCUAACCACCUACCUGUUAGUCUAGCGCUAAUCAUUUUUUUUUUGUUGUUUGUCCAUUUGCUCUCAUUCUCUGACGAUGGGUCUGCGUUGAUAAACAAGUGUUUUCUGGUGGAUGUGGAGGUUGGUUUAUGAUAGACUAGUUUUAGCCUGCUGGUUUAGUAUGUAUACUAAGGAGUGGUAGGUCUGUAUACACUGAGUGCACUAAACAUUAGGAGCACCUGCUCUUUCCAUGACAGACUGACCAGGGGAAUCCAGCUCAAAGCUAUGAUGUCACUUGUUAAAUCCACUUCAAUCAGUGUAGAUGAAGGGGAGGAGACAGGUUAAAGAAGGAUUUUUAAGCCUAGAGACAAUUGAGACAUGGAUUGUGUAUGUGUGCCAUUCAGAGGGUGAAUGGGCAAGACAGAAUAUUUAAGUGCCUUUGAACGGGGUAUGAUAGUAGUUGCCAGGCACACCGGUUUGUGUCAAGAAUUGCAAAGCUGCUGGGUUUUUCACGUUCAACAGUUUCCCGUGUGUGUAUCAAGAAUCCUAAUUAUUCUUCAGAUAUGCUACAUAUUCUAUCCACAUAAUGUCCAUAAUGUCUAUACAUCCCAUCACAUACAUACACUACCGUUCAAAAGUUUGGGGUCACUUAGAAAUGUCCUUGUUUUCCAUGAAAACAUGCAUGAAAUGAGUUUGAAUAGGAAAUAUAGCAAAAUGAAUAGGAAAUGUAGUCAUUGACAAGGUUAGAAAUAAUGAUUUUUAAUUGAAAUAAUAAUUGUGUCCUUCAAACUUUGCUUUCGUCAAAGAAUCCUCCAUUUGCAGCAAUUACAGCCUUGCAGAUUUUUGGCAUUCUAGUUAUCAAUUUGUUGAGGUAAUCUGAAGAGAUUUCACCCAAUACUUCCUGAAGCACCUCCCACAAGUUGGAUUGGCUUGAUGGGCACUUCUUAAGUACCAUACAGUCAAGCUGCUCCCACAACAGCUCAAUAGGGUUGAGAUCCGGUGACUGUGCUGGCCACUCCAUUAUAGACAGAAUACCAGCUGACUGCUUCUUCCCUAAAUAGUUCUUGCAUAGUUUGGAGCUGUGCUUUGGGUCAUUGUCCUUUUGUAGGAGGAAAUUGGCUCCAAUCAAGCGCCGUCCACAGGGUAUGGCAUGGCGUUGCAAAAUGGAGUGAUAGCCUUCCUUCUUCAAGAUCCCUUUUACCCUGUACAAAUCUCCCACUUUACCACCACCAAAGCACCCUCUUCUCAUCCGACUCCUCCAUCACAUUGCCUCCACAAUGCUUGACAGAUGGCAUCAAGCACUCCUCCAGCAUCUUUUCAUUUGGUCUGCGUCUCACAAAUGUUCUUCUUUGUGAUCCGAACACCUCAAACUUCGAUUCGUCUGUCCAUCUGUUCACUGUUGACGUUGAGACUGGUGUUUUGCGGGUACUAUUUAAUGAAGCUGCCAGUUGAGGACCUGUGAGGCGUCUGUUUCUCAAACUAGACACUAAUGUAUUUGUCCUCUUGCUCAGUUGUGCACCGGGGCCUCCCACUCCUCUUUCUAUUCUGGUUAGAGCCAGUUUGUGCUGUUCUGUGAAGGGAGUAAUACACAGCGUUGUACGAGAUCUUCAGUGUCUUGGCAAUUUCUCACAUGGAAUAGCCUUCAUUUCUCAGAACAAGAAUAGACUGACGAGUUUCAGAAGAAAGUUCUUUGUUCUUUUAAGCCUGUAAUCGAACCCACAAUUGCUGAUGCUCCAGAUACUCAACUAGUCUCGAAAGCCAGUUUUUUUAUUGCUUCUUUAAUCAGCACAACAGUUUUCAGCUGUGCUAACAUAAUUGCAAAAGGGUUUUCUAAUGAUCAAUUAGCCUUUUUAAAAGGAUAAACUUGGAUUAGCAAACACAACGUGCCAUUGGAACACAGGACUGAUGGUUGCUGAUAAUGGGCCUCUGUACGCCAAUGUAGAUAUUCCAUAAAAAAUCUGCCGUUUCCAGCUACAGUAGCCAAUUACAACAUUAACAAUGUCUACACUGUAUUUCUGAUCAAUUUGAUGUUAUUUUAAUGGACAAAAAAAAUGAUUUUCUUUCGAAAACAAUGACAUUUUUAAGUGACCCCAAACUUUUGAAUGGUAGUGUAUAUAAUUAUACUCCGGACUCCGACAUUGCUCGUCCUAAUAUUUAUAUAUUUCUUAAUUCCAUUAUUUUACUUUUAGAUUUGUGUGUAUUGUUAGAUAUUACUGCGCUGUUGGAGCUAGGAACACAAGUACUUCGCUACACCCACAAUAACAUCUACUAAAUAUGUUUGAUUGGAUUUGAUUUUGAAUGGUCCACCACCCAAAGGACAUCCAGCCAACUUGCCACAACUGGGGGAAGCAUUGGAGUCAACAUGGGCCAGCAUCUCUGUGGAACGCUUUCGACACCUUGUAGUCCAUGCCCCAACGAAUUGAGGCUGUUCCGAGGGCAAAAUGGGGUGCAACUCAAUAAUUUCCUAAUGUUUUGUACACUCAAUGUAUACAUUACAGUAGGUUAGUGGUAUCCUGCUGUUUAGUAUGUACACUCAGGAGUGGUAGGUUGCUGUGUUCUGGCUGGUUUGGUAAAUACUAGUUUUAGCCUACUGGUUUACUAUGUAAGUAUUGGUAGGUUGCUGUGGUGUGUUUGAUCCCUUUUGGCUUUAGAUCUUAGCGUCGCGUAGCUUUCUUGUGUUGCCAUCCCUCCAGGGCUCUGCUGUGCCCCACCGAAAACAAAUGCAUACAUUGAUCUGGAAGCACACACCAAAUCGCUCCAAUCCACUAAAUGCGUCUCCUUUCCUCGCCUUACACAAUGUUUUGGGAGAUGUGGGAAGGCAUUUGUUAAUUUGUAAUCAGCUUUCUAAUUUAUGUAAUUUGUUCCUGCUCAGUAAGAAUAGAUUGUGUUAAUAUGCUGCUGUCGUUUUCCAUUCCUGCCGCUUUCACUUGCGCCAGGUCUGAUCACUGUCAAGGUUGUUUAAUUCCCCCACGAUUUAGAAUAUGGAGCGAUAGAAUGAGUUGUAUGUUUUUCUCAGUCUCAGGUGUCAUACUCUCUUAUACUCACAUUGUAAAAGUGUUGUAUGUGUUAAGGUCAUGCUUAGACUGCCCAAAAAUAUAUUGUGGUCCAGUUUCCACAUUUUAUUGGGCUUUUAUAGAAAGUGUACUGUGUGUUGGGCUCAGCGUUCUCCAUUUUGUGCCAACAUGAAUGUUAGCCACUCUCCAUUUUGUGCCAAACUGAAUGUUAGCCACUUUGGCUGCAUUUAGACAGGCAGCCUAAUUCUGGUAUUUUUUCCACUAAUUGGUCUUUUGACCAAUCACAUCAGAUCUUUCCACAUCAGAUAAUUUUCAGAGCUGAUCUGAUAGGUCAAAAGACCAAUUAGUGAAAAAAAGAUCAGAAUUGGGCUGUCUGUCUAAACGCAGCCGUUGACUCCUCCCAUCUAUUUGCCUCGCCCCCCAUAGGCUGCCCUAUUGGCUCCAUUGGAUGAAGACACGGGACGUGGGGGUGGAGCUGAUGACAAAAAGCCAAUGGGAGGUGCCAGUGUGCCAGACUUCCCUCCCCCUGCAGGGCGUGAGAUCCUGCUACGUACGUGUGUCCCGCGGCCCGCGCCCUACUCCAAGGCCCUCCCCCAACGUCUCUUCUGUGUCCUGAUGAGAGAAGACUUCAGGCUGGCUGGGGCCUUCUCAUCCGACUCCUCCUUCUUCUGA